Messenger RNA from Pelobates cultripes (western spadefoot toad), 57110 nucleotides. Lineage: Eukaryota; Metazoa; Chordata; Amphibia; Anura; Pelobatidae. The record is from the annotation of a GenBank genome assembly.
AUGGUGUGGGGUAAGACAGGAACGAAGUGUUGUGCCACACGUUAUAACUUGCAGGAUUGACCACGCGGGCGAUGCCAAGUUUCCUUGACAACUCUGCAGCAGGGACUGUGUUGGUUGGAAUCAUCAUGAAAUGCAUGUAAUCAGCCUUUAAUAUAUAUCAACUCCCACCAGUCUCAGGCAGGCCAAGACAUGUCCCAUUACUGCCGUAAGAUUGAUGAAUCCCUAGUCGAAAUCCAAAUGUAAAAAAAUAGUCACUUACUAUAAAAAUUAGUUAAAACUAGAGUAUGUACAAAGUAGAAAUAACACCAUCACGUUCCUUCACCCUCAAGGUUUAUUGAUAACUGCACAAAUCUCUCGAUGACAUUAUUUCCCCCCAAUACACACUGCGCAACUCCAGAUCUUGUGGACUACAUGUCCCCUGAUGCUUUGCCACCAAUAUGGCUGUUAGAGUAUUAUGGCAGAUGUAGUCCAUAACAUCUGAUCUAAAUCAAUGUUUAUAUAUAAUAACAUGAUAUCACACAAGAUCCAGCGCACUUUCCUGGCUUAUCCUGGUCUUGGCCAGUGCUAUUGUGGAGAUGUUAUAUGUGUGCGCAUGCACUAACGAGGACAAACCAUGACGUUACAGGUUUGGACGUACAAAUAGAUCCAGAAUUUUACUUUGCUGGUUUUGAUAUAUUUAAGGCUGACAGUUUGUAUUCUUAGUUUUUGCAGAAACAGAUUUUGUCCUUUUUAGUUCUUUGCUGUUGUGACUCAUUUGUCUUUCUUCUCAAACCUUCACCUAUAAAUCUUUCUGCAGCUUCACCGCACAUCUGCAGUGAGACACACUGAAAGAAGGCUUGCCUAAUUAGCCAACACGAGCAAUAAACAUGUUAUCAUUUCGGAGUUUGCCAUUUGCUCUGUGAUUUAUAUGAGGCAAGAUCUGGCGAGUUUAACUUAAAUUUACCUUUCCUGUAAGGUUCUAUUUAAAUGAGCAUUGCACCUUCAAAAAACUCGGUUAUCGGGGGAAAAAAGACAAGAAAAAUGUUGGAUGAACAAUUUACUUAUAAUUAUAUAUUACAUCAGGAGUGUUCGGGUGAAUAAUUAAUUGUGAGUGAGAGUUGAAUGAUAGCAAAAUAAUAACUGUAAGCCAAAAUAGCAGGUUCAGAAUAAGAGUUCCUCAUUUUAUUCAACUUUGCUAUUUUGAUCAAACUGAUUUGCAAGUUCCAUUUCCAACACUCCACCAGUCCCUAUUUAGUGAUUAAACCCUGUUAACGAGGUGUAUGGAGACAGAGGGCGCGGAAGCUGUUCAGUAAAUCAGGUUUUAUUCUGCGUAUACUCCAAUAAAGGGUGAGUAUUUGGAAGUCCAAUCGUAGUCCACAGCGCUCUGUUUAAAGGGUUCAUUAAUGAACUGGACAGUAAUUUCCUACGCUGAUGGUAAGCCGCAAGCCUCCCAGCCGGAGCUGCCUCUCACCAGUUAAACCAGGAAAAGAUGUGUCCUUGGGCUUUUUGCCUUUCAUGUUGUUCGUUUUGUCUUCUUUUAAGGAUGGGAAAUCUGUCCAUUACUUGUCCCUCAUUAAACAACAAACUGCAGAAUUGAGCGUGUAGCGGAGCGGCAGGAAGGGUUAAGUGAGCCGCUGAGAGCUCAGGUCCUUGAUACAAUGUGUAGUUAGAUUCUUUGCGUUUCUCUGUCUCCCCCAAGCCUCUCACAAUAAGAAUGUUUCAGCUGAUCUCUGCACAUUGUGUGAGAUGACUUUAUCUUCAAUGGAACACAAGACGGAGGGAGUCGGAGGCCCAUCAAGCCCGUCUAUCGUGUUCUGUCGACGUGUGUCCCUAUAGCAUUAACCUGUAAAGGAGGUCACCGAAUAGUUAAUGAGCACCUAGUUCAAUACACAGGUAGCCAUGUCCUACCACAGGGCAGUGAGUGUGAGGUAAAGGUGAGAGGAGACAUUGAGUGUGAGAGGUAAAGGUGAGGGGAGGCAGUGAGUGUGAGAGGUAAAGGUGAGGGGAGGCAGUGAGUGUGAGAGGUAAAGGUGAGUGUAAGGUAAAGGUGAGGGAGGCAGGGAGUGUGAAGUAAAGGUGAGGGGAGGCAGGGAGUGAGAGAGGUAAAGGUGAGGGAAGGCAGUGAGUGUGAGAAGUAAAGGUGAGGGAAGGCAGUGAUUGUGAGAGGUAAAGGUGAGAGGAGACAUUGAGUGUGAGAGGUAAAGGUGAGGGGAGGCAGUGAGUGUGAGAGGUAAAGGUGAGUGUAAGGUAAAGGUGAGGGAGGCAGGGAGUGUGAAGUAAAGGUGAGGGGAGGCAGGGAGUGAGAGAGGUAAAGGUGAGGGAAGGCAGUGAGUGUGAGAAGUAAAGGUGAGGGAAGGCAGUGAGUGUGAGAGGUAAAGGUGAGGGGAGGCGGUGAGUGUGAGGUAAAGGUGAGGGGGAGGCGGUGAGUGUAGAAGGGAAAGGUGAGGGAGGCAGUGAGUGUAGGGAAAAGGUGAGGGAGGCAGUGAGUGUGAGAGGGAAAGGUGAGGGAGGCAGUGAGUGUGAGAGGUAAAGGUGGGGAGGCAGUGAGUGUGAGAGGGUAAAAAGGUGAGAAGGCAGUGAUUGUGAGAGGUAAAAGGUGAGGAGGCAGUGAGUGUGAGGUAAGGUGAGGGGAGGCAGUGAGUGUGAGGGAAAGGUGGGGGAGGCAGUGAAGGUGUGAGGGAAAGGUGAGGGAGGCAGUGAGUGUGAGAGGGAAAGGUGAGGAGGCAGUGAGUGUGAGAAGGUACAAAAAGGUGAGGAGGCAGUGAGUGUGAGGUAAAAAGGUGAGGAAGGCAGUGAUUGUGAGAGGUAAAAGGUGAGGGGAGAAGGCAGUGAGUGUGAGGAAAGAAGGUGAGGGGAGGCAGUGAGUGUGAGGGAAAGGUGAGGGGAGGCAGUGAGUGUGAGGGAAAGGUGAGGGGAGGCAGUGAGUGUGAGGGAAAGGUGAGGGAGGCAGUGAGUGUGAGGGAAAGGUGAGGGAGGCAGUGAGUGUGAGGGAAAGGUGAGGGGAGGCAGUGAGUGUGAGGUAAAGGUGAGGGAAGGCAGUGAGUGUGAGAGGUUAAGGUGAGGGAGGCAGUGAGUUUGAGAGAGGGAGUUGAGUGUGAGAGCAGAGUUAAAGGAGAGGUGAGGGAGGGAGUUGUCUGUGAGAGGAGGAGUGAGUGUAAUUGGUUACAAUAAAACAUUUGGCGUUAUAGAACGGUAUUGAAGAGUAAUAUCAGGGUGCUUUAGAAAAUGACUGAGAAAAUUGAAAAUGGAAACUUUUAUUUUACACAGAAUUUACCAAACUAUUUGUUCUGUCUCUUUCUCUCUCCUCUCAGCCCGAACUCGUAUCACCAACCCUCCUACAGACCAGAGCGUCAUUAAAGGAACCAGAGCCUCCUUGUCAUGUGGGGUGUCACAUGACCCCAGCGUGGCCAUCAGGUAAGUCCCUCGGUUUCAUCCCUGUAAUAUAAUAGGUGUAAGACUAGACAAAGCCACAAAUACCAUGACAAGGAAGUCACAGUCACCUCUGUACAGUGCAUGUAUGCUAUGUAUCCUUGUAUAGCCCCAUGUACAUUAUCGGAGUAUACUAUGUAUCCUUAUAUAGCCCCAUGUACAUUAUCUGAGUAUACUAUGUAUCCUUAUAUAGCCCCAUGUACAUUAUCAGAGUAUACUAUGUAUCCUGGUAUAGCCCCAUGUACAUUAUCUGAGUAUACUAUGUAUCCUUAUAUAGCCCCAUGUACAUUAUCUGAGUAUACUAUGUAUCCUUAUAUAGCCCCAUGUACAUUAUCUGAGUAUACUAUGUAUCCUUAUAUAGCCCCAUGUACAUUAUCAGAGUAUACUAUGUAUCCUGGUAUAGCACCAUGUACAUUAUCAGAGUAUGCUAUGUAUCCUUAUAUAGCCCCAUGUACAUUAUCUGAGUAUACUAUGUAUCCUUAUAUAGCCCCAUGUACAUUAUCUGAGUAUACUAUGUAUCCUUAUAUAGCCCCAUGUACAUUAUCGGAGUAUACUAUGUAUCCUUAUAUAGCCCCAUGUACAUUAUCGGAGUAUACUAUGUAUCCUGGUAUAGCACCAUGUACAUUAUCUGAGUAUACUAUGUAUCCUUGUAUAGCCCCAUGUACAUUAUCUGAGUAUACUAUGUAUCCUUGUAUAGCCCCAUGUACAUUAUCGGAGUAUACUAUGUAUCCUUAUAUAGCCCCAUGUACAUUAUCGGAGUAUACUAUGUAUCCUUAUAUAGCCCCAUGUACAUUAUCUGAGUAUACUAUGUAUCCUUAUAUAGCCCCAUGUACAUUAUCGGAGUAUACUAUGUAUCCUUAUAUAGCCCCAUGUACAUUAUCUGAGUAUACUAUGUAUCCUUAUAUAGCCCCAUGUACAUUAUCGGAGUAUACUAUGUAUCCUUAUAUAGCCCUUACAUGUACAUUAUCUGAGUAUACUAUGUAUCCUUAUAUAUAGCCCCAUGUACAUUAUCGGAGUAUACUAUGUAUCCUUAUAUAGCCCCAUACAUUAUUAUCUGAGUAUACUUAUGUAUCCUUAUAUAGCCCCAUGUAUUAUUAUCAGAGUAUACUAUGUAUCCUGUAUAGCCCCAUGUACAUUAUCAGAGUAUACUAUGUAUCCUUAUAUAGCCCCAUGUACAUUAUCGGAGUAUACUAUGUAUCCUUGUAUAGCCCCAUGUACAUUAUCGGAGUAUACUAUGUAUCCUGGUAUAGCACCAUGUACAUUAUCGGAGUAUACUAUGUAUCCUUAUAUAGCCCCAUGUACAUUAUCAGAGUAUACUAUGUAUCCUUAUAUAGCCCCAUGUACAUUAUCAGAGUAUACUAUGUAUCCUUAUAUAGCCCCAUGUACAUUAUCGGAGUAUACUAUGUAUCCUUGUAUAGCACCAUGUACAUUAUCGGAGUAUACUAUGUAUCCUGGUAUAGCACCAUGUACAUUAUCAGAGUAUGCUAUGUAUCCUUAUAUAGCCCCAUGUACAUUAUCGGAGUAUACUAUGUAUCCUUAUAUAGCCCCAUGUACAUUAUCUGAGUAUACUAUGUAUCCUUAUAUAGCCCCAUGUACAUUAUCUGAGUAUACUAUGUAUCCUUAUAUAGCCCCAUGUACAUUAUCGGAGUAUACUAUGUAUCCUUAUAUAGCCCCAUGUACAUUAUCGGAGUAUACUAUGUAUCCUUAUAUAGCCCCAUGUACAUUAUCGGAGUAUACUAUGUAUCCUUAUAUAGCCCCAUGUACAUUAUCUGAGUAUACUAUGUAUCCUUAUAUAGCCCCAUGUACAUUAUCAGAGUAUACUAUGUAUCCUGGUAUAGCACCAUGUACAUUAUCAGAGUAUGCUAUGUAUCCUUAUAUAGCCCCAUGUACAUUAUCGGAGUAUACUAUGUAUCCUUAUAUAGCCCCAUGUACAUUAUCUGAGUAUACUAUGUAUCCUUAUAUAGCCCCAUGUACAUUAUCAGAGUAUACUAUGUAUCCUUGUAUAGCCCCAUGUACAUUAUCUGAGUAUACUAUGUAUCCUUAUAUAGCCCCAUGUACAUUAUCUGAGUAUACUAUGUAUCCUUAUAUAGCCCCAUGUACAUUAUCUGAGUAUACUAUGUAUCCUUAUAUAGCCCCAUGUACAUUAUCAGAGUAUACUAUGUAUCCUGGUAUAGCACCAUGUACAUUAUCAGAGUAUGCUAUGUAUCCUUAUAUAGCCCCAUGUACAUUAUCUGAGUAUACUAUGUAUCCUUAUAUAGCCCCAUGUACAUUAUCUGAGUAUACUAUGUAUCCUUAUAUAGCCCCAUGUACAUUAUCAGAGUAUACUAUGUAUCCUGGGAUAGCCCCAUGUACAUUAUCUGAGUAUACUAUGUAUCCUUAUAUAGCCCCAUGUACAUUAUCUGAGUAUACUAUGUAUCCUUAUAUAGCCCCAUGUACAUUAUCUGAGUAUACUAUGUAUCCUGGUAUAGCCCCAUGUACAUUAUCAGAGUAUACUAUGUAUCCUGGUAUAGCACCAUGUACAUUAUCUGAGUAUACUAUGUAUCCUUAUAUAGCCCCAUGUACAUUAUCGGAGUAUACUAUGUAUCCUGGUAUAGCCCCAUGUACAUUAUCAGAGUAUACUAUGUAUCCUGGUAUAGCCCCAUGUACAUUAUCGGAGUAUACUAUGUAUCCUGGUAUAGCCCCAUGUACAUUAUCGGAGUAUACUAUGUAUCCUGGUAUAGCCCCAUGUACAUUAUCUGAGUAUACUAUGUAUCCUUAUAUAGCCCCAUGUACAUUAUCAGAGUAUACUAUGUAUCCUUAUAUAGCACCAUGUACAUUAUCAGAGUAUACUAUGUAUCCUGGUAUAGCCCCAUGUACAUUAUCUGAGUAUACUAUGUAUCCUGGUAUAGCCCCAUGUACAUUAUCUGAGUAUACUAUGUAUCCUGGUAUAGCACCAUGUACAUUAUCAGAGUAUACUAUGUAUCCUGGUAUAGCACUAUGUACAUUAUCAGAGUAUACUAUGUAUCCUGGUAUAGCCCCAUGUACAUUAUCAGAGUAUACUAUGUAUCCUGGUAUAGCACCAUGUACAUUAUCAGAGUAUACUAUGUAUCCUUAUAUAGCCCCAUGUACAUUAUCGGAGUAUACUAUGUAUCCUGGUAUAGCACUAUGUACAUUAUCUGAGUAUACUAUGUAUCCUGGUAUAGCACCAUGUACAUUAUCAGAGUAUACUAUGUAUCCUUAUAUAGCCCCAUGUACAUUAUCGGAGUAUACUAUGUAUCCUUAUAUAGUCCCAUGUACAUUCAUAUACUAUGUAUCCUUGUAUAGCCCCAUGUACAUUAUCGGAGUAUACUAUGUAUCCUGGUAUAGCCCCAUGUACAUUAUCUGAGUAUACUAUGUAUCCUUAUAUAGCCCCAUGUACAUUAUCAGAGUAUACUAUGUGUCCUUAUAUAGCCCCAUAUACAUUAUCAGAGUAUACUAUGUGUCCUUAUAUAGCCCCAUGUACAUUAUCAGAGUAUACUAUGUGUCCUUAUAUAGUCCCAUGUACAUUAUCUGAGUAUACUAUGUAUCCUUGUAUAGCCCCAUGUACAUUAUCGGAGUAUACUAUGUAUCCUGGUAUAGCCCCAUGUACAUUAUCUGAGUAUACUAUGUAUCCUUAUAUAGCCCCAUGUACAUUAUCAGAGUAUACUAUGUGUCCUUAUAUAGCCCCAUGUACAUUAUCAGAGUAUACUAUGUGUCCUUAUAUAGUCCCAUGUACAUUAUCUGAGUAUACUAUGUAUCCUUGUAUAGCCCCAUGUACAUUAUCGGAGUAUACUAUGUAUCCUGGUAUAGCCCCAUGUACAUUAUCGGAGUAUACUAUGUAUCCUGGUAUAGCCCCAUGUACAUUAUCUGAGUAUACUAUGUAUCCUGGUAUAGCCCCAUGUACAUUAUCUGAGUAUACUAUGUAUCCUUAUAUAGCCCCAUGUACAUUAUCAGAGUAUACUAUGUGUCCUUAUAUAGUCCCAUGUACAUUAUCUGAGUAUACUAUGUAUCCUUGUAUAGCCCCAUGUACAUUAUCGGAGUAUACUAUGUAUCCUGGUAUAGCCCCAUGUACAUUAUCUGAGUAUACUAUGUAUCCUGGUAUAGCCCCAUGUACAUUAUCAGAGUAUACUAUGUGUCCUUAUAUAGCCCCAUGUACAUUAUCAGAGUAUACUAUGUGUCCUUAUAUAGCCCCAUGUACAUUAUCAGAGUAUACUAUGUAUCCUUAUAUAGCCCCAUGUACAUUAUCUGAGUAUACUAUGUAUCCUGGUAUAGCCCCAUGUACAUUAUCGGAGUAUACUAUGUGUCCUUAUAUAGCCCCAUGUACAUUAUCAGAGUAUACUAUGUGUCCUUAUAUAGUCCCAUGUACAUUAUCAGAGUAUACUAUGUGUCCUUAUAUAGCCCCAUGUACAUUAUCAGAGUAUACUAUGUGUCCUUAUAUAGUCCCAUGUACAUUAUCUGAGUAUACUAUGUAUCCUUGUAUAGCCCCAUGUACAUUAUCGGAGUAUACUAUGUAUCCUGGUAUAGCCCCAUGUACAUUAUCUGAGUAUACUAUGUAUCCUGGUAUAGCCCCAUGUACAUUAUCAGAGUAUACUAUGUGUCCUUAUAUAGCCCCAUGUACAUUAUCAGAGUAUACUAUGUGUCCUUAUAUAGCCCCAUGUACAUUAUCAGAGUAUACUAUGUAUCCUUAUAUAGCCCCAUGUACAUUAUCUGAGUAUACUAUGUAUCCUGGUAUAGCCCCAUGUACAUUAUCGGAGUAUACUAUGUGUCCUUAUAUAGCCCCAUGUACAUUAUCAGAGUAUACUAUGUGUCCUUAUAUAGUCCCAUGUACAUUAUCAGAGUAUACUAUGUGUCCUUAUAUAGCCCCAUGUACAUUAUCAGAGUAUACUAUGUGUCCUUAUAUAGUCCCAUGUACAUUAUCUGAGUAUACUAUGUAUCCUUGUAUAGCCCCAUGUACAUUAUCGGAGUAUACUAUGUAUCCUGGUAUAGCACCAUGUACAUUAUCGGAGUAUACUAUGUAUCCUUAUAUAGCCCCAUGUACAUUAUCAGAGUAUACUAUGUAUCCUUAUAUAGCCCCAUGUACAUUAUCAGAGUAUACUAUGUAUCCUUGUAUAGCCCCAUGUACAUUAUCAGAGUAUACUAUGUAUCCUUAUAUAGCCCCAUGUACAUUAUCUGAGUAUACUAUGUAUCCUGGUAUAGCCCCAUGUACAUUAUCGGAGUAUACUAUGUAUCCUGGUAUAGCCCCAUGUACAUUAUCUGAGUAUACUAUGUAUCCUUAUAUAGCCCCAUGUACAUUAUCAGAGUAUACUAUGUAUCCUUAUAUAGCACCAUGUACAUUAUCAGAGUAUACUAUGUAUCCUGGUAUAGCCCCAUGUACAUUAUCUGAGUAUACUAUGUAUCCUGGUAUAGCCCCAUGUACAUUAUCUGAGUAUACUAUGUAUCCUGGUAUAGCACCAUGUACAUUAUCAGAGUAUACUAUGUAUCCUGGUAUAGCACUAUGUACAUUAUCAGAGUAUACUAUGUAUCCUGGUAUAGCCCCAUGUACAUUAUCAGAGUAUACUAUGUAUCCUGGUAUAGCACCAUGUACAUUAUCAGAGUAUACUAUGUAUCCUUAUAUAGCCCCAUGUACAUUAUCGGAGUAUACUAUGUAUCCUGGUAUAGCACUAUGUACAUUAUCUGAGUAUACUAUGUAUCCUGGUAUAGCACCAUGUACAUUAUCAGAGUAUACUAUGUAUCCUUAUAUAGCCCCAUGUACAUUAUCGGAGUAUACUAUGUAUCCUUGCAUUCUACGAAGAAGUAAGUAGAAGUAUUGAUCAGGGUGUUGCCGUGGAUGUGAUCUAUUUGGAUUUUGCCAAGGCAUUUGAUGCAGUUCCACACAAUAGAUUAGUGUUCAAAUUCAAGGAAAUCGGUCUAGAUGAAAAUGCUUGUUCUUGGGUAGAACAUUGGCUUAAAAACAGAGUACAAAGAGUUGUCAUUAAUGGUAAAUUUUCAAGCUGGACAGAGGUGGCAAGUGGUGUCCCUCAGGGGUCUGUUCUGGGACCCCUUCUAUUUAACAUGUUUAUAAAUGAUCUUGAAGACAGCAUUGAAAGUCAUGUUUCAGUGUUUGCAGAUGACACAAAACUUUGAUACAAUGAGCAAGAUAUUACUUUGCUGCAGAGAGAUUUAGAUAGACUGGGGGACUGGGCACUCAAAUGGCAGAUGAAAUUUAAUGUUGAAAAAUGCAAAGUUAUGCACUUCGGCGUAAAGAAUACACAAGCAACGUAUACCCUUAAUGGAAGCGAAUUAGGGAUAACAACACAUGAAAAGGACUUGGGAAUUGUUAUAGACAACAAACUAUACAACAAUGUGCAAUGUCAAUCAGCAGUGGCCAAGGCCAGUAAGGUAUUGUCAUGCAUGAAAAAGGGCAUUCAUUCUCGGGACAAGAAUAUAAUUUUGCCUCUUUAUAAAUCACUGGUAAGACCACAUAUUGAAUAUGCUGUGCAAUUUUGGGCACCUGUUCUAAAGAAGGAUAUUAUGGCACUAGAAAAAGUGCAGAGGCGGGCUACAAAAUUAAUAAAAGGAAUGGAACAUAUCAGCUAUGAAGAAAGGUUAACAAAUUUAAACCUAUUUAGUUUAGAAAAACGUCGCCUGAGAGGGGAUAUGAUAACAUUAUACAAAUAUAUUCGGGGCCAAUACAAACCAUUGUGUGGAAAUCUAUUCACAAACCGGACUUUACAUAGGACACGAGGCCAUGCGUUUAGACUGGAAGAAAGAAGAUUUCGUCUAAGGCAAAGGAAAGGUUUUUUUACUGUAAGAACAAUCAGGAUGUGGAAUUCUCUGCCUGAGGAAGUGGUUUUAUCAGAGCCCAUACAGAUGUUCAAACGGCUACUAGAUGCAUACUUGCAAGAACAGAAUAUUCAAGGAUAUAAUCUUUCAAUGUAGGGUAAUAACUGCUUGAUCCAAGGAUAAAUCUGACUGCCAUUCUGGGGUCAAGAAGGAAUUUUUUCCUACUUUGUUGCAAAAUUGGAAGUGCUUCAAACUGGGUUUUUUAGCCUUCUUUUGGAUGAACAGCAAAAAACAAAUGUGAGGAAGGCUGGACUUGAUGGACGCAAGUCGCUUUUCAGCUAUGUAACUAUGUAACUAUGUAGCACCAUGUAUAUUAUCAGAGUAUACUAUGAAUCCUGGUAUAGCACCAUGUACAUUAUCGGAGUAUACUAUGUAUCCUUGUAUAGCACCAUGUACAUUAUCGGAGUAUACUAUGUAUCCUCAAUCCCAGUUUGUUUCCGUGAGAUUUCCCCAAUUUUGGCCCUUCUGGUUCUUAUCAUCAUUGUCUCCUUGUGGAUUAAAUUGCGUUGUGCGGUAAUAAAUGACGUGGACGUUUGAUGCUCUGUUUGUGCCGUCUCUGGCUUUCUAAUAAGCUAUAAUUUGGGGUCACACACCCCUGUACCAGGCCAGAGCUCGGGGGGACCCAAAGUUAAUUAACACAAUCACAUUUCCUUUCUCUGUCUCACCCAUAGAUAAUGAAGGGAAAAUUAAACAUUCCUAAUUGGUUGCUGACAGCAGGGGGAAAGGAAACCCGUAGUGAACUCUGUGAAAAAUUUAAUAGGAGUUAAAAAAUUAAUCUUACUUAACUUCAUCUGCAGUGAAUAUUUUAUUGGGCGAUAUUAAUUCUCACAUCUACAGCAUAUGUAUCAUUUCAAGCAGAAACUUCUUCCAGUGCAUUUUGGGACACUGGGAAGAUUAAAGGGCCGAGUGACAGAUACUAAACGUAACCCUUCGCUGUCCGUGAUUCACGUUAUUGCAGAAAAUGCAGCAUUUUAAAGGAAAAAUGUCUUAAUUUGUUUAUUUAAAGUAAAAGGAUAAAUACAUUAUUGUAGGAACUCUGUGUAUUAUUUGUUAUGCACUCACAUAAAUAAAUACGUUUUUAUUAAUGAAUAUUGUGACUUUCGGUUGCUUUGUGGGGGUAGCCAUUUUUAAAACCUCUUUUGUCGGAUUCGCCCCAACAAUUUGCAGGUAGUGAUGUUACAUACGGGCAUCUCAAAACAUCUCAUAAUAACUAAAUAAGAAAUGGACAGAUUUUCAUUAAUAGGUUUUCUUGGCUAAAUGAAUGUCUUUCUCUGAGUCAGUUACUAGGAUCCAAUAGUUUGAUCUAUAAACGCACAGUGAUGUGGAAAUUCUCACAUUUCAUCCUGUUGGUAGUUUAUGUGGCCCAGUCCGAGGACCUGUGUAAUAAACCAGAUAGAAUCUAAAACCAUCUGAACUAUAAGCCUCCUGUAUUUAGGCAGAAAUCCUGAUGGAUCAUAACAAACUGGGGGCUCAAAACUGACUCCAAUUUAUACCCUUCUAAUUAGUAACUAACUUUUAUUUCAGUAAUAAUCUGCAUUAUUUUACAGCCAAGAUAUACAGUAGGCUUGUAGGGAAAUGCUCAGUCGUACUAUACAAUGCUGUGCAUUGAAUUAUGUGUUGUGUCUCCCUCUCCAUGAACCCAGGUACUCGUGGGAGAAGGAUGGAGUCCCACUAAACAUAGAUAAUUCUCCAAGGAUUCAACUGGACAAAAAUGGCUCGCUGCAUAUCUCUCAGACGUGGUCUGGCGACAUUGGGACGUACACCUGCCGCAUCUUGUCCGUGGCAGGCAAUGACUCCAGAAGUGCUCACCUGCGGGUCAGGUAGGUCCUCCCCCUUUAUGGAAAUAUCUAUCCUUUAACUUUCUGCAUUGUUGGACCUACAGUGACCUCACGUCUCAUUGUUAUUUUUAAUUCUGCAAUCCAAUGCAAUACAGAGACUCAUUUCAAUGCAGUUAUUCUGAAAGCUUAAAACACUGGGGAAAUUUGCAAAAAAAUCUAUUUAAAUGUUAAUUUUAGAAAUAGUGGCUGAGCACCAGACAUCCCCAGCUUUGAGGCACCUCCAGAGAUCUUCCUGCUGUGAAAGGCAUGGUUCGGUCUUCUGUGCAAAUUUCUCUCCGUGAACCAUUCCACAAUACACCAAUAUCAUUAGGUUUAACACAAUGUUAAUCCAAGAUUUGCUGCAGGAAGAGGUGGACGAUUUGCUCAUCUCAUACUGAUCCUCAUGUCUCUUAUUGCAGGCAGCUCCCACAUGCUCCCGAGAACCCCAUGGCCAUGCUGAGCAUCAUAGAGCAUAGAGCUGUCAAUCUGACGUGGGCCAGACCCUUCGAUGGAAACAGCCCACUGAUUCGGUACAUCCUGGAGGUAUCUGAGAACAGUAAGUGUUUACAAAGACACGCCGUGAACAUCUCCUCUCCAAAAGAAGAAGUAGUGGAGUCCUGGACUUGUUCCCCAGUGAAAGCAUCACAGUAGAAAAUGUUAAAACGGUUUGCCAUUUCUAAAAACAUGGCUGUAAUCCAAGGAUCCUAUAGAGUAAGGAAAUAGCAGUGUUGUGGAGCAAGCCGUUUGUUUGCCACACUCCCUGGCAGUUUAACCGUGCUGUUUUAGUGCCACGGUGCUGUUUAUGUCGGAUUGCAUUUCCCCCAGUAUAGCACAUCUGCAGCUUCAUUUUCGGCUCGUUUUAUGGGACGUCAUUCCAUUCCUAGCAGCGAAGAUGCUGAUUUUGCAGCAGUAAUUCUGAGACUCACGUUGCACUUACUAUAUCAUAGCGCAGCGCAAUGUCACAGAGUUUAUGAUCUGCAGAGAGCUGGCGAAUGUUAUAUCGAGUUUGAAGGAUAACAAGAUGCAGAAUGUGUGCAGGGCUAGUGUAAUGGGUCUAGAAAUAUUUAAAUGUACUCAUUGCUGCAUCCCUGGUGUCUGUGCCCACUCGCCAAUGGGUAGUGGCAUGUGGACAUUUUGAGUCCUGAUAUAGAAGUGAGUUAAUGAAAGAAUGUAUGGAGUUAAUGUGUAUGUAUGUACGCAUGGAGUAGAUUUAAUAUUAAUAAUAAUCAAAUAUAUAUCUAUGGUAAGUAUAUAAGUAUCUACAGUAAGAUGGGUGGCCGUGCACUAUAGAUCCUGGAUGACAUCACACUGCAGUAUAGAUCCUGGAUGACAUCACACUGUGCAGUAUAGAUCCUGGAUGACAGCACACUGUGUACUAUAGGUCCUGGAUGACAUCACACUGUGCAGUAUAGAUCCUGGGUGACAUCACACUGUGCACUAUAGAUCCUGGGUGACAUUGCACCGUGCACUAUAGAUCUUGGGUGACAUCACACCGUGCACUAUUGAUCCUGAAUGAUAUCACACCGUGCACUUUUGAUCCUGGAUGACAUCACACCAUGUGCACUAUAGAUCCUGGAUGACAUCACACCAUGCCCUAUAGAUCCUGGGUGACAUCACACCAUGCACUAUAGAUCCUGGGUGACAUCACACCAUGCCCUAUAGAUUCUGGGUGACAUCACACCAUGCCCUAUAGAUCCUGGGUGACAUCACACCAUGCACUAUAGAUCCUGGGUGACAUCACAUCGUGCACUAUAGAUCCUGGGUGACAUCACACUAUGUGCACUAUAGAUCCUGGAUGACAUCACACUGUGCACUAUAGAUCCUGGGUGACAUCACACCAUGUCUGCAACUGUCACUAGUCUAAUACUUUCCUUACCUUUUUGUGUCAUUUGACCCCACUCCCUCUGUAACUGACACUAUACCCCACUCCCUCUAGCAUGUAAGCUCAUUGAGCAGGGCCCUCAACCCCUCUGUUCCUGUGUGUCCAACUUGUCUGGUUACAACUACAUGUCUGUAAGUCAACCCAUUGUAAAGCGCUGCGGAAUUUGAUGGCCCUAUAUAAAUAAUAACAAUAAUAAUAGUAAUAUUCACGGCUGACCUGCCUGUGAUUAGUGGGAGUUAGCCUUUUUGGAAGCUGCCUUUCAGGAGAGGAGCUGGGAAGACACAAAUUUUCGUAUACCUGAUACAUAAUACUGAGAGAGGUGUUAGGGGAAAUGUCCCCGACUCCCCUGUGUAAAUUCUGUUCUAGAAUCUGGCAUGUCGCUUCUCACUAGUAACCCGUUAGAAUCCCGUGUCUUCUACAUUCACACACUGUUCUUCACUGUACGUGGGCCAAACCAAUGGUUAACUACAUUCUGUGUAUUUAGUGCCCUGUCCCUUUAAGUAGCCCCCCCUCCCUGCUUUCUUUUUCCUGUAAAUUGAAUUUUUUUCCCUUUUUUAUGGCACACAAACUUACUUGGUAUGAAAGGCGCAGCGCUCGGUAACAUUGUAUUGUGCAGAUAAGCACAUCCUGUAGAUAGAUAGCUUAGCAUCAAGACACAGAGCGGAAUAGCAAAUCAGAUCAUGACACUAACCCUUUAAAUGCUAACACCCCCUCCCCCAUUUAAUAUUAAAUGCCACAUUUACCUGCAAUUCUGUCUCAAAGUGCUAAAUAGAAUGCAAUCACACAGACACCUUUACAAUGAUUUGCUUUUCUUUUGUCUUGUAAUUCUGCCCAGAAUCCCUCCAGUUUUUCCCUAAAUAAAUCCAUCCUUUUUUUGUGUUAAGAGUCAGUAUUUUCAGUGAAGGGUUUGUUUUUAAGUUACUAAUCCACUAAGAGGCGCCUAUAACACGCCCUGUAAUGAAUAACGUGCCGGUUCUAGUCAUUGUGAAAAUGUAUUAUUUUCAAUACAGUUGUUAACUCUUACACAGGCGGAGUGGCCACUCAGACAUUGCUUCACCGUUGCCUCUUGGGGGUUAACCCAGCUGGAUUAUUUGCCGGCAUCUCUGCCUUGUGAGCUGUGUUCCAUAUUUAUGAGACUCCUUCAGAGAGAUUUAGCAUCUUUCGCCUGCCUGCGCAUAUCAUAUGCAGAUCUUACAUCCCAUCUAACACCCCAAAGGACCAAACCCCAAGAGCAGCCCCUUCUCUGAUUUCCAUACACCAUAGACCUCAUUUAUCUUACUCUGUACGACUGCCUGGCACAGACAGCGUGAUGGGUUUUUUAUCCUUGUGUCAUUGAAAUGCCCCUUGCAAGUUACAGUGGGGGUAAUAAGCACUGGUAUUCCAGCUGCUGCGGAGAGUCUGCUAAGUGUUAUGGGAUUUGUAAUCUGCAUCAGCUGAGAUAUCAGACGUGUCCUGUGUGAUGCCAUCGCUAACACCUGCAGAGUUUAUAUUUCCCAAUAUAAUCUGUGAGAAUUAGGAAUUAAAGUGACACUGGCGGUAUGUAAACUUGAGCCUAAUAAUUUCACGGAUGUCAGCGAGCAGAAAUCGACCGUUUCAUUCAUUUGAUUUUAACGUUUUAACUCACUGUGCCAUUUGCUAGCUGGGGGACCGAAGGUCUUGGAAAUCAUGGCCGAACCCCAUGCAAAGUUACCAUGAAGUCUAGCUGAGUAGCACAGAAAAGGUGUAAUCCACAAAUAUUUGUAUUGUCCAGUAUCCAUCAGUGCUCUAGGGACCUACCUGCAGGUGCAGAAGCUAUGUAUACAGGGUAUAUAAAAUGCAGGGAAUGGUAUAUUUGGUUGUAUAUGAGAUUAAUAAUUAUAUGUGAGCGCUGGGGUUUAAUGGUAGAGAGAAUGGUGAAAUGAAUGCAUUCUCUGCCAUGUCUCCCCAGAUGCCCCCUGGACCAUCCUUUUUGCCAGUGUUGAUCCAGAUCUCACUUCCAUGGUCGUAAGAAAUCUCACCCCUGCGCGUUCCUACCAGUUCCGUCUCUGCGCAGUGAACGAUGUGGGCAAGGGGCAGUUUAGCAAGGACACUCACCGGUAAGGCUCGCUAUCUGGUUACCAUUCUCAAAAAUAUAUCUUUAUGGUAAAACGUCUCCACACAGGGGGUCAAUGUGGGCACAGUAAUGGCAAUAAACACACCUGUUGAAUGGGGGAUAUAUUGUCCAGGAAGCCAUUGUAAGGAAUGUUCACUUGUUGGAACUACAAACGUUGAACAAAAUCUGCAAAAUAUAUAUUUUUUUUAAAUACAAGUACUUUGAAGUUGGGUUACCUGUGCAGCAUCGCUUGUUGUUUUAUUUUCUUCUUUAAUGGCGCGUUAAAGAUUCAGUACAUGUGAGUCUUGCUCUCGGUGGAUUAUAUGGGACUGUGAGCCUCUGAGCUCUGGAGUUUAUAAUUCAGGGAAGCAGGAGAUACAUAUAUUACAAACCAUGUGUCUCCUGUCACUCGCUAAACCCUUUCUGUUUUCCGUUUUAAAUAAAAUUAUUUUAUUGACUUUUUUUAAACUAACCUACGUAUAGUAAUAUAUAAAUCAUCACAUGCUUCAAACACACUAAGAACGAUGUAAAAGCAGAAAUAAAACCAGUUAUGGUGAGGAGUUUUGCAAUCUGUUAGUGAGACAGUGUUUCUAUGUGUCAGACGAUGGACCGGAGUUCCCGCGGUCAUUGAUUUUUGCCAUCAGGUUCGGAGCCCGAGAUUUGGUCGUACUCCUGGAAUUAUUGAAAGGUUUGCUGGCUCUGUGCUCCCAAGGCGUGAUCACAUUGACUUUAUCAGUUGUAUUUUGUGAGUGGUGAUACAGGGGAGUUAACCCUUUCAUUGUCCACUCACAUGGGAUUCUGGGUAAACUGUAAUUAGUGAAAGGGCCGUCUGCUUGUUAUUCGUCCGGAUGGUUUUUCCUAAGGAAUCUGGAUAUUUAAUACCCAUCCUAAUUCUUAUGUUUAAUUGUUACCCACAAUCCACUGCUCCUGUAGCCCUGAGCCCUUAUGCAAUUUGUCACCUUUUAUCCACAGAGUGUCCCUUCCUGAAGAGCCUCCCACUGCCCCUCCCCAAAAUGUCAUCGCCAGUGGGCGCACUAACCAGUCUAUUUUGAUCCAGUGGCAAGCACCACCUGAAAAUCAUCAGAAUGGCAUCCUAAAGGGAUAUGUGAUCAGGUAAGGGUCCAAAGGAAGGCUGGGGGGAUAUGAAGAAGGGCUGGGUGGCAGAUUGCUUCAGGGCAUUGCGGGGGGAUUAGUGAUAGGAAUUAAGGAUUACCAUGAUAUAUGGGGUAAAAGUGAGAAUUGGAUUAGUGAGGGGAGAGGCAGAGGGGAAUAUUGGAUUAGUGAGGGGGGAGGCAGAGGGGGAAUAUUGGAUUAGUGAGGAGGGAGGCAGAGGGGGAAUAUUGGAUUAGUGAGGGGGAGGCAGAGGGGGAGAUUGGAUUAGUGAGGGGGAGGCGGAGGGAGAAGAUUGGAUUAGUGAGGGUGGAUUGGAAUAUUGGAUUAGUGAGGGGGAGGUGGAGGAGGAAGAUUGGAUUAGUGAGGGGGAGGCGGAGGGAGAAGAUUGGAUUAGUGAGGGUGGAUUGGAAUAUUGGAUUAGUGAGGGAGGAGGCAGAGGGGGAAGAUUGGAUUAGUGAGGGGAGUCAGGAGGGUAAAAUUGGAUUAGUGAGGCUUAAUAUUGAGUUAGUAAUGCGGAAGGUAGAGGGGGGAUAUUAAAUUAGUGAGAGGGAGGCAUUGUGGGGCAAUUAAUUACUGAAAGGGGAUUAGAAAGAAGUUAAUCUAAUGUGAUGAAAAAUGGGGAGAUAGAAUUAAAGAUGAUACACUUAAUGUAGGAUUAGUGACGGGUAGUUAGAAGGGCAUAAUAAAUUAGUGAUAGGCAGAGGGUUAGGAUAAUUGCAGUCUAGGUGGGGGGAGAUGGCGAUCAGUGAGGGGCAGGUUGGGGGGUGGUGUUUUGCGAGCAUUAGGUGAGGGAGAUGGGAAUCAGCGAGGGUCAGGUUGGGGGGGUGGGGAUCAGUAAAGGGUAGGUGGGGGGGCAUCAGCGAGGGGCAGAUUGGUGAGUUAUAACAGGGCUGUUGGUUUAGUAAGUGCUAAAUUAUGAGAGUUAAAGAUCAUAUUAUGAGUUGUUUCCCACAGGGAUAAUUAAUAGACAAUAAAAGAAAGGAUUAAUUACAAUGAGACCUAAAAGCCAAGGGCUGAGAGCCAAAGCAAGUUAGGAGGCAGACACAUGUUAGGAGGCAGAGGACAUUGAGGGCAAUAAUAAUGAAUUAUGGAGAAGACAGAGGAUUUGGUCAUAUAGAGAGACAGGAAUAUAGAGACACAGGAAGCUGGAAGAGGCCAACCUAAAAUCUCCCCACUGACCUACCUCUCCUGCUUCCAGGUACUGUCUGUCAGGUCUACCUGUAGGUUGCCAAUAUAGAAACCUCUCCAACCACGACGCAAUGAGUGUUCUCCUUGAGGAUCUUAUCAUCUGGACAAACUACGAGAUAGAGGUGGCUGCGUUUAACAGUGCCGGGCUAGGAGUCUACAGCACCAAAGUUACCGAGUGGACCCUGCAAGGGGGUGAGCUACGAAAACCUACCUAAAGAGAAACCGAAAUGGAUCCUUUGGGAUUAAACAUUCUGUAAAAUGCAACAAAAUGGGGGAGAUGUAUCUUUUAUUUUAUCAGGGCAAGGAAUGGAUAUGUUUCAAUUGGUUGUUUCUGUCCUUGCCCUGUUCUUUAACGUGUUUUUUUUUUCAGUGCCAACCGUGCCCCCUGGUAACGUGAAGGUCGAGGCAGUUAAUUCUACCACACUUCGUUUCACUUGGAGCCCACCAAGCCCUCAGUUUGUUAAUGGGAUUAACCAGGGUUACAAGGUACCUUCAUAUAAACAUCUUGCUGUGACAUGCACCCCUAUAUCCAACGCAUUCCUCGAACUAAACCCACUUUAUUCAGAAUUCUUUGUUUAAUUUAUUUACCUUCUAUAGCAUAUGAAUCCUACAUACAGCAGCGUUGCCGUUUUCAUGUACACAUGUUCACAUAUUCACAUAUUAAGAGUCCAAAAAACAUGUUGGGACCAGCAAGUCUACUAAGAGUGGAAGCGAAACCCUCCAGCGACGAGUCCAGUCACAUGCUGACCGCUUAUACUGAAAUCUUCUAGAUAUAUCUGAGAGACAGACAGACAGAUGUUGGUGGCACCCAAUCUGAAUCUUCACACUAUCAUGUGCCAAAUAAUUUCUAUAGACAGUUAACAAAGAAUUAUUGUUAUUCAAUAGAGGUAGGGCAGCCGGGCCUAAUGACCCUUUGAUUACUUCCUAUUGCAAUUAAUCUGCAUUUACAUUAAUUAAUCUUUCUUACAUGAGGCCUGCACAAACUCUAUGCAUUUAAUUGGCAGACAACUCGAUAACUAUGAAGAUAUUAAACAUCCAUAUUAAAUUGUAAUUAGUAUUUCUGAUUAAGAAAUUCCAUUCUGAAAUCAGUGUCUAAUUAACUUGUCUUGGCCUGUGUGGGUCCUGGCUCUCGUAGCUCCCCUCUCCCUUAAAUCAAACGAUAACAGGCAGGCAAGAAGGCAAAUGGAGUGUGGAUUGGAAAAGAGAACCGUGGGAGGUGGAAACGUGGGGAGGGCAAGGGUUAAAUUAUCUCAUAGCAACAGUUAGGAGAGUUUAUUUACUAAAGACUCUGCUGUGACUAAUUGACAAGCAGAUUGCACAAUUUAUGUCAGAUUAGCCAUAGGCAAUGUUUCUAUUUUAUGAUCUAAGCUUUUUAAAUUGGUCGUUAAUCACUAACACUUACUAUUUAGUUAAAACUUUACCUUUGAAGUGACACUAUAGUCACCCAGACAAUUCCUCUCAAUGAAGUGGUCUUUUACAUUGAAGGGUUAAAUACACUCCUUUUGGCUGUCUUGCAGGGGGGUGGACAGAAUCAAACCUAUAGUCAUGAUAAAAUGAAAAAAAAUAUAUCAAUUUGCACAAAUUUCCUAAGCCCCAAAAAACCUGCCUUUUAUAAAACGUUUUGCCGAGCACGAACUGCCUAGUUACUGCUGGGCUUUGUCUAAUUAGGAGAAAAGAGGGCAAGUCCCCAGAACAAGGCUUCUCAUACAGAGAAAUACAGAGAUUUAGGAGUUUAUAUGAAAAUAUCAUAUUUUAGGGAUGAAUUAGUCAAAGGGCUGUUUUUAAAAAGAUGACUUGCUAUAUAAAGCUAUAGUGGACUGAAAUUCUUAUCAGGCUCAGCCAAACACUGGAUGAGGUUGAUUGGAGUUAUUUUACAUUACAUCAGACGUAUCAAGCAGUAUCUCACUGAGCAUGAUGGGAUUUGUAGUCCACUUGGGUAGGGUGGUCAGCACCAUGGCUUUCUGCUCUCCGUUAAACUGCAUGAUUCUGUCAGCAGGAGCCUUAACACUGUCAGCGUUAUUAACUAAAGUGAGAAUUCGGGAGGAAUGAAUUUCAAAUUUUUAGAACAAAUAUGCUAAACUGAAAGCAGACCUGACUUGUAGAUUUUUUCAAAUUUGGCUACUUUGGCCUUAAGUUUGGAAUUUACUUUGAAUUCUCAAUAAUUCUCUCUUUAGUAAAUACGAGAGAUUCUCAGCCCAGAGAGGUGUGUACGACUGCGUGAAGAAGAUAUUCCUGACACGAUAAUGUUAAACUAACUAUUCAGGUGACCGCCCCCCCCUCCGAUCUUACCUUUUCGUCCUCGCCAUGCCGGUAUCACCGGUGCUGGCCCGCCUCCAUGGCCCAUGGGAAGUCAUUGGGCGGCUAUUACGCAUGCGCAGCAAAACGCAGCCCUGCGCCAAUCAGCAUCUCCUCAUAGAGUUACAUGAAAUCAAUGCACCUCUAGGAGGAAUGUUCAGCGUGCCAUGCAGAGCAUGAAUAGGCUGAAUGUAGUUUCUGCACACUGCUCAGCACUGAGAUAGGAAGCACCUCUAGUGGCCGUCUGAGUGACUGCACCAUUUCCAUGAAAAGGCAGUGUUUACAGUGCUCUCACUGCAGUGACAGGAUAUAAACAGCAGAAUUACUACAUUAAACUGUAUACCAUACAUUAAGCUGUAUACGUACAUUAAGCUGUAUAUUAUACAUUAUGCUGUAUACUGUACAUUGAGCUGUAUACCGUACAUUAAGCUGUAUACCGUACAUUAAGCUGUAUAUUAUACAUUAUGCUGUAUACCGUACAUUAUGCUGUAUACCGUACAUUGAGCUGUAUACCGUACAUUAAGCUGUAUACCGUACAUUGAGCUGUAUACUGUACAUUAAGCUGUAUACCGUACAUUGAGCUGUGUAUCGUACAUUGAGCUGUAUACCGUACAUUAAGCUGUAUACUAUACAUUAUGCUGUAUACUGUACAUUAUGCUGUAUACUGUACAUUGAGCUGUGUAUCGUACAUUGAGCUGUAUACCGUACAUUGAGCUGUGUAUCGUACAUUGAGCUGUAUACCGAAUGAAUAUCUGUCGGCUCAUAUCACGAUGUCGUGUUUAGUGAACAAGUCCCUGUGUGUUCUCGCGUUGAGGUGUUUAGGAUAAUUGUAAUGUGUGUUGGUGCGGCGGGCCUAGCAGGAUAUACGCCGUGGUUCAGAUUAUAAAUGCACGCAGCCACACCUGGACAUCAGUCAGAGUUUAUUACAAUUUCUACUAUAUUGUGCGGAGUCUCUGAUUCCAAAGGCACAUUCUCCUGGGGGCUAUUUAGGCAGCGGUGGGGGGGUUUCUAAUGAACGGCGGGCAAUGUAGCACUCAGGGGUCUUGUAUACAAUGUAGAUGUGAAGCGCGCUUGGUGCAAUAAACCCUGCUUUAUAUACAGGACCCAGGAGUGUUCCGCUAAUUGGCCUAUUUAUACAUUGUAUCUCUAGAUUUUAUUUGAUCGCCUGUUGCCCAGUGCCUUCUCUUUCCUUCUUUUCUCCUGGUGCAGCAUUGACACCCUGUGGCCGCCUUGUGAACUGCGGCUUCCAUGCCAAGCGUACUCUCUUGUCCCUGUAAUGUAAUAUUAAGAUCCAACAAUCCGUCUAAUACCACUAAUCUGUUACAGCGAGAGCAGCCAAGCUUGCCGAGCGCACGUCUCAUGCACACAUACACCAGGGUUUAUAUAGGAAACUAGCAGAGCUGCCGGUGUAAAAUGCAGGAAUACUGCCGUGCAUUCCGAUAAUCCAUACAUUUUUCUCUCAUGAAAUCCCUGACAGUGUGAGUGUGGCGGACUGCAACUCCCACUAACUGCAGCCAAUAUUAAACACAGAAUAAUAAAAUCGGCACAUUAGACCUUUUCAGUGGAUUUUACAGUAUCUUGGUUUCUGUAAGCUCCACCUACUCUAUGGCUGACUUCUCCCACCUCCACCUGCUAUGGGGCAUUAAUGGUUUGUACAUUCUGGGCUUACUUUAUAUUCAGCCCCCACAAAACUGACCUGACGUUACUGAAUUGCAUUUACCACAAUGCUCAGCCAGCCCGUCCUGUGCAUCAUGGGAAAUCUAACAGGGUGACCUACUAAACUGAGAAUUCAAAGUGAAUUGCAAAUUUGAGGCCAAAAUCAGGGAAUGUUUAAAAUUCUGGUAUUUUUACCUUAAAUUUGAAAUUCACUUAGAAUUCUCACUUUCGUGAAUAACUAAAUGGCCCCUGGGUUAGAUGAAACGCUUGCUGGGUGCCGAGGUUAGCUGCGACUCCAUGCACAGAACAUGAUAUGUAAAUUUAAGGUGCGGUGGUUAGUCCCUAGACUAUAUAUAUGUAUAGACUGUUUUAGGGAGCAGUGCCUGAUAUUUAAAUCUUUGGUGACCAAACCUUUAAAGAAAUAUUUUAUUCCAAGUGUUAAAUGAAGGACAGAGCUGAAAGAUUACCUCAAUGCAACAUCAUUAUUAUUUUAGGAACAACUCAGGCUGUUUAGUGAUUGACGUCAUCAUGGCGAAUAUGGAGAUACAGGAGCGAAGAGCCGCAAAGCUCCACGUAUCAACCAUUAUCACAGUAAAUGUUACCCAGAUAGCACAUUCUAACCGCCAUGCUUCCAUUCUUCUCAGCUAAUUACAUGGGAUCCAGCACAGGAAGAUGAUAUCACAGUAAAUGUUACCCAGAUAGCACAUUCUAACCGCCAUGCUUCCAUUCUUCUCAGCUAAUUACAUGGGAUCCAGCACAGGAAGAUGAUAUCACAGUAAAUGUUACCCAGAUAGCACAUUCUAACCGCCAUGCUUCCAUUCUUCUCAGCUAAUUACAUGGGAUCCAGCGCAGGAUGAUGAUAUCACAGUAAAUGUUACCCAGAUAGCACAUUCUAACCGCCAUGCUUCCAUUCUUCUCAGCUAAUUACAUGGGAUCCAGCACAGGAUGAUAUCACAGUAAAUGUUACCCAGAUAGCACAUUCUAACCGCCAUGCUUCCAUUCUUCUCAGCUAAUUACAUGGGAUCCAGCGCAGGAAGAUGAUAUCACAGUAAAUGUUACCCAGAUAGCACAUUCUAACCGCCAUGCUUCCAUUCUUCUCAGCUAAUUACAUGGGAUCCAGCGCAGGAUGAUAUCACAGUAAAUGUUACCCAGAUAGCACAUUCUAACCGCCAUGCUUCCAUUCUUCUCAGCUAAUUACAUGGGAUCCAGCGCAGGAUGAUAUCACAGUAAAUGUUACCCAGAUAGCACAUUCUAACCGCCAUGCUUCCAUUCUUCUCAGCUAAUUACAUGGGAUCCAGCACAGGAAGAUGAUAUCACAGUAAAUGUUACCCAGAUAGCACAUUCUAACCGCCAUGCUUCCAUUCUUCUCAGCUAAUUACAUGGGAUCCAGCACAGGAAGAUGAUAUCACAGUAGUCGUAGUGCGACCCAACUUCCAAGACAGCAUCCACGUGGGAUUCAUCACUGGUCUCAAGAAGUUUACCAGUUACAUGGCAUCAGUCCUGUGUUUCACCUCUCCAGGGGACGGACCAAGCAGUCCCCCUCAACUAGUCUGGACGCAGGAGGAUGGUACGGCAAAAUCCCAUUAUGGAAAAACCAUCGAUGAUGUAUUCAUGCCCUCUUCUUUUCUUGAAACAACAAAAUGAUUUGCAUCUAGAGUUUCUCAGAUUCUACUGUUAUUUUUUUGUAGCUUUGUGGGGUGUCACACAGUCUGAUUUGAUCUGCUUUGGUCUGUAUUUUUAAUAGUUCCUGGUCCAGUUGGCCAUCUGAGCUUCGAUGACAUCUUGGACACUUCUUUGAGGGUGACAUGGCAGGAGCCCACAGAGAAGAAUGGCUUACUGACAGGUAGCUCCAUACUGAGUGAGAAUGGGAUAUUGAUUGGUGGGUCCAUACUGAGUAAGAAUGGGAUACUGACUGGUGGAUCCAUACGGAAUCAGAAUUGGAUACUGACAGGUAGCUCCAUACUGAGUGAGAAUGGGAUAUUGAUUGGUAGGUCCAUACUGAGUAAGAAUGGGAUACUGACUGGUGAGUCCAUACGGAGUAAAAAUGGCAUACUGACUGGUGGGUCCAUACUGGAGAAAUAAUAGAAUACUAACUGGUGGGUCUAUACUGUAGACAGAAUUUGAUACUGACUGGUGGGUCCAUACAGAGUAAGAAUGGGAUAUUGAUUGGUGGGUCCAUACUGAGUAAGAAUGGGAUACUGACUGGUGGAUCCAUAUGGAGUCAGAAUUGGAUACUGACAGGUAGCUCCAUACUGAGUGAGAAUGGGAUAUUGAUUGGUGGGUCCAUACUGAGUAAGAAUGGGAUACUGACUGGUGGAUCCAUACGGAGUCAGAAUUGGAUACUGACAGGUAGCUCCAUACUGAGUGAGAAUGGGAUAUUGAUUGGUAGGUCCAUACUGAGUAAGAAUGGGAUACUGACUGGUGGAUCCAUACGGAGUCAGAAUUGGAUACUGACAGGUAGCUCCAUACUGAGUGAGAAUGGGAUAUUGAUUGGUAGGUCCAUACUGAGUAAGAAUGGGAUACUGACUCCAUACGGAGUAAAAAUGGCAUACUGACUGGUGGGUCCAUACUGGAGAAAUAAUAGAAUACUAACUGGUGGGUCUAUACUGUAGACAGAAUUUGAUACUGACUGGUGGGUCCAUACAGAGUAAGAAUGGGAUAUUGAUUGGUGGGUCCAUACUGAGUAAGAAUGGGAUACUGACUGGUGGAUCCAUACGGAGUCAGAAUUGGAUACUGACAGGUAGCUCCAUACUGAGUGAGAAUGGGAUAUUGAUUGGUAGGUCCAUACUGAGUAAGAAUGGGAUACUGACUGGUGGAUCCAUACGGAGUCAGAAUUGGAUACUGACAGGUAGCUCCAUACUGAGUGAGAAUGGGAUAUUGAUUGGUGGGUCCAUACUGAGUAAGAAUGGGAUACUGACUGGUGGAUCCAUACGGAGUCAGAAUUGGAUACUGACAGGUAGCUCCAUACUGAGUGAGAAUGGGAUAUUGAUUGGUAGGUCCAUACUGAGUAAGAAUGGGAUACUGACUCCAUACGGAGUAAAAAUGGCAUACUGACUGGUGGGUCCAUACUGGAGAAAUAAUAGAAUACUAACUGGUGGGUCUAUACUGUAGACAGAAUUUGAUACUGACUGGUGGGUCCAUACAGAGUAAGAAUGGGAUAUUGAUUGGUGGGUCCAUACUGAGUAAGAAUGGGAUACUGACUGGUGGAUCCAUACGGAGUCAGAAUUGGAUACUGACAGGUAGCUCCAUACUGAGUGAGAAUGGGAUAUUGAUUGGUGGGUCCAUACUGAGUAAGAAUGGGAUACUGACUGGUGGAUCCAUACGGAGUCAGAAUUGGAUACUGACAGGUAGCUCCAUACUGAGUGAGAAUGGGAUAUUGAUUGGUAGGUCCAUACUGAGUAAGAAUGGGAUACUGACUGGUGGAUCCAUACGGAGUCAGAAUUGGAUACUGACAGGUAGCUCCAUACUGAGUGAGAAUGGGAUAUUGAUUGGUGGGUCCAUACUGAGUAAGAAUGGGAUACUGACUGGUGGAUCCAUACGGAGUCAGAAUUGGAUACUGACAGGUAGCUCCAUACUGAGUGAGAAUGGGAUACUGACUCCAUACGGAGUAAAAAUGGCAUACUGACUGGUGGGUCCAUACUGGAGAAAUAAUAGAAUACUAACUGGUGGGUCCAUACUGGAGAAAUAAUAGAAUACUAACUGGUGGGUCUAUACUGUAGACAGAAUUUGAUACUGACUGGUGGGUCCAUACAGAGUAAGAAUGGGAUACUGACUGGUGGGUCCGUGCGGAGUAAGAAUUGGAUACCGACUGGUGGGUUCAUGCUGAGUAAGAAUGGGAUACCGACUGGUGGGUUCAUACUGAGUAAGAAUGGGAUACCGACUGGUGGGUCCAUACUGAGUAAGAAUGGGAUACCGACUGGUGGGUCCAUACUGAGUAAGAAUGGGAUACUGACUGGUGGGUCCAUACUGAGUAAGAAUGGGAUACUGACUGGUGGGUCCAUACUGAGUAAGAAUGGGAUACUGACUGGUGGGUCCAUACUGAGUAAGAAUGGGAUACCGACUGGUGGGUCCAUACUGAGUAAGAAUGGGAUACCGACUGGUGAAUCGAUAUUGGAGACAGAAUGGGAUACUGAAAGAAAUGUCAAUACACAGAGAUUACAAAGGAUAUUCAAAACCACCUUAACUAUAACUCUGCUUGCAGGUUACAAGAUCUCCUGGGAAGAGUUUAACCAAACCAACACUAGGGUCACGCAUUACCUACCCAAUGUCACCCUGGAGUACAGAGUGACCGGCCUCACCUCACUUACCACUUACACCAUCCAGGUUGCUGGAAUGACUUCUAAAGGCCAAGGUGUUGUGUCGUCAUCCACCAUCUCUUCGGGAGUCCCUCCAGGUAAGACGAUAAACACAUUCAUAGAGGAAAAGGGAACCUUGUGUUUUUUUUAAUGACUUGAAAUGGCAGUAAAAGCUAAAGUGAAUUAUUAAUUCUAGCCACAAACUGUGACACAUGCUAUGGAUCCUCUGUUAGAAGGCCACAGCUUUGCUGUACCGAGCACUGUGCAGAGUCGCGGAGAUUAACAAAUGUUAAGAAAGUGGCAGAAUUCUUUCCUUGUUUGGGUGAAUUGAAAAUGGAGGUGAAUUAGAAUACAUUUAAUUGGAAUGAGUACAUUUAAAGCUGUAACCGACUUUACUUAAAGGGACACUAUAGUCACCAGAACAACUACAGCUUGUUGUAUUUUGAAUUUUCCUCAUAGGCCACGCCCCCUUGACGAUUUUAGCCAAUCGGGAAUGCAUUGGAUUGGCUAAAAAUCAGCACUUGUGAUGAUGUCACCAAGGGGGCGGGGCCAGCGCCGGCAGAUCCGUGGAGAGCUGGAAAUAAGGGGGGUUUUAACCCAUUCUGAGGGGUGGGUUUUGCCUUAUAGGGUCAAGAAUACGUUUGUGUUUCUGACCCUAUAGUGUUCCUUUAAAAUUAUAUUUUUCUCUUUCAUAUUAUACUUUAAGGCUUUCUAACCUCUUACUGUUUUUCAGAGCUCCCUGGAGCCCCAACUGUGUUGGGGAUCGGUAACAUUGGCCCUCGUUCUGUCACGUUACAGUUCCGACCAGGAUAUGACGGAAAGACCUCAAUAUCCAGGUGGCAGGUGGAAGCUCAGGUAACGCACAGGAGAUUGUCUAAUUACAAUUUGUUGUUAGCGCCCUGUUUUUAUUAUCACAUUGAUACAAUGUAAUCUGCCCCUUUUUCCAUUGUAGAUAGGUACGGUGGGGGAGACGGAAGAUUGGGUUCUCAUACAUCAGUUGGCAAAUGAACCUAAUGCCAGAUCCUUAGUGGUGCCAGGACUGAACCCAUAUACGCAUUACAGGUAAUGUGAGGGUGUAAGUGAGGACUGGGGUCGAGGAUUUAUAUGUUCACAGGAUGGGAGGGAAUCUCACUGAAGAACUUUGGAGCAUUACAUAUUAAUCUGGUUUCUUUUCCUUCAGCUUCCGUAUGAGACAGGUGAACAUUGUGGGCACAAGUCCCCCAAGUACGCCCUCCAGAAAACUCCAGACGUUGCAAGCAGCUCCAGACAUGUUCCCAGCCAAUGUGACGCUACGGACUGCUAGUCAGACCAGCUUGUGGGUUCGCUGGGUGGUAAGUACCUAUGCCAUGGCUUACACAGUAUCUUUAAUGUCAUUUUCAAACAAACAUCAGUUUAUUAACCUGUAAAAGCUCUAGGUAUCUGUACCGUCCAUUUAAUAGAUUUACUGUGUCCUGAAACUCACUUCCACCAUUUCCUCCCACAGCCUCUGCUGGAAACUGCUUACAACGGCAUCCCCGAAUCCGUGGGAUAUAAAAUCCGGUAUAUGCGGUCUGAUGGCAAAGGGAAAGCUUUCACACAUGUAAUCCAUGAUCGAAUUGAGAGGGAAUACACCAUUGAAGACUUGGAGGAAUGGAUGGAAUACAGGGUGCAGAUUCAGGCCUUUAACACUAUCGGAGCUGGGCCUUGGAGUCCUAUCGCUCUGGCGAGGACGCGAGAAUCAGGUAAGGCAGCAACUCAGAGAAAUAAAAAUGUAAUGGCAUUACUAAACGCAAGUGGAAGACUUGGGCACAGCUAGCAAGAUCUCAACGUUGGGGGGAUUCUAUAUUCUGGGGACACACAGUGACCAUACACCCUCACACCGCGGCUUCUCUGACUAUCUUAGAACUUUCCAUCUCCUGUUUCUAAGGUUCAAAGCUUUAUCUCAGCCCUUCUUCUCUUGCAGUCCCUUCCUCUGGUCCAACCAAUGUCUCUGCUCUGGCCACAACUUCAAGCAGCAUCUUGGUGCGCUGGAGCGAGAUCCCAGAGGCAGAACGCAAUGGCCUCAUCCUCGGAUACAAGGUAUGAGCUUUGAUAAAAUGUGGACGAGCAAGCCUGUCAUGUUCUGUAGAUUUCUAGGUAGUUUUUUGUAACUGUGUCAACAAUGCAUCAACAUUCGGACAGGGAUUGGUCAUCCAUCCUGCUCGCAGCUCUAGAGAUCAGUAAAGUCUAAACUGGAAGCGGAAAACAUGAAAUGCAGAAUCCCACAGACAGUGACACUAAAUAAAUGGGAAUUCAAAUUUAAGACCAGAGAAGCCAAACUGGGAGCAUCGCUGCCUUAGAGAAUGUUUCCAGUUGGGCUAUUUGGACCUGGAAUUUGAAUUUUCACUUUAUUGAAUAGUCGGUUGGUAUGUUAAGCAACUCUACUGAAUAAACCCAAACUCUUUUUUUAUUAUCCCCAAACACCGCUUUAACCCCUUAAGGACCAAACUUCUGGAAUAAAAGGGAAUCAUGACAUGUCACACAUGUCAUGUGUCCUUAAAGGACCACUAUAGUGCCAGGAAAACACUCGUUUUCCUGGCACUAUAGUGCCCUGAGGGUGCCCCCACCCUCAGGGUCCCCCUCCCGCCCGGCUCUGGAAGGGGGUAAAAACUUACCUUUUUCCAGCGCUGGGCGGAGAGCUCUCUCCUGCCUCCUCCUCCGCCCGCUGGCAGCCAGCAAGAGCUGCUUCAGCUGUCACAUAGGAAAGCAUUUAAUGCUUUAUGGAUCGCCGUGCUCUCACUGUGAAAAUCACAGUGAGAGGCACGCAAGCUAGUGGCUGUCAAUGAGACAGCCACUAGAGGAAAUAGGGGAAGGCUUAACCCAUUCAUAAACAUAGCAGUUUCUCUGAAACUGCUAUGUUUAUAAAAAAAUGGGUUAACCCUAGAAGGACCUGGCACCCAGACCACUUCAUUAAGCUGAAGUGGUCUGGGUGCCUAGAGUGGUCCUUUAAGGGGUUAAACACAUUAACACUCUUCUUCUAAAUAAAUAAAUAAAUACAUUUAAGAAGCCUUUUCUGCUACAAUGACCACGAAGCCUCUGCCAGUGUGCCUUCUCAGACUUUGCAAGGUGUGUUGAAUACAUUAGCCAGCAGAGAUUUAUGGGAUUUGUAGUUGUCAUCAGGUGGGAAUUUGAAAGGUCCCAGUAUUCGUCGCCAUUCAACAAAAUCCUGUGUGUUGCUGUGAAUAAUGAAAGAAAUAGUGGGGGUGCCCACCUGGAGGACAGACGCAAUGUGUAUUUUUUUUUGCUUUUCUCUCUGUCUUGCGGGAAUUAGAUCACACAUUGCUCCAGGUAUAGCUUUCCUAGUAGGGAAAUUUUACGUCUCGAUUUAUUGCCCACUCACUCGGACACUGUACGUCUUACUACUGCCUCUCACCUUCACUAUUUUAGGUCCUGUACAAGGAGAAGGACUCUGACAGUCCCACUCAGUUUUGGCUGGUGGAGGGUAACUCCUCCCGUAGCGUCCUGCUUUCUGGCCUGGGGAAGUACGUCCUUUACCAGAUCCAAGUCCUGGCGUUCACCAGAAUCGGUGACGGAGCUGCCAGCUCCCCUGCUAUCUUUGAGAGGACAUUAGAUGAUGGUGAGAUGGAUGUUGGUACCCGUUGUAUCUCGGGAGCAAGAAAGGACUUUACACUGUGAAAUUUCAAAGAUAUAUUUUUUCAUGAAGUACUGCAUGACAGGGUGCAGGAUAAAGUAUCUAUGUCUGUUUGGUUUACGUUUGUUCUAGAAUUCUAGAGAGUGGAACAGUGAAACGCAAAUGAAAGCGCUCACCUCCUGCAGGUUUUACAGGCGAGUGUCGGCAAUUCGCCAUUUCCACCAAGCUGCGCUGUCACACAGCAAUAGAAAUUCAUGUGUUUAAAUGUGGAAUGACAGCGCUUCAUACCAGGGACCAUGAUUGACUGAUCAGGCUUAAUAGAUAGGGGCGUAUACACUAAACAGCAAAUGGUAGUGAACUGAAAAUUAAAUUGAAACAUUUUGCUUAAAAUAGCCAAGCUGUGACGGCCGGAUCUGCAGAAUAUUUACAAAUCCUCGGUUAAUUACUCACUUUUACAAAACGCUAAAAGAAACGAAGUGGAGUUCAUGAAAAAUGAUUAGAAUCUGGAUAAAUGUAAAAAAUAAAAUGUGUUUUCUGGAGUCACUGCUAGUCACCCUCUCUGAGGGUGAAAAUGUGUUUAAUUUCCAGAUACUGUAAGAUUCUAAGAUAGUAAACAUGUUGAUAGAUGUAUUCCUGGUAUUUUUGUUUAAAUAACCAAUUUUUCGGUUUCAGUUCCAGGUCCUCCUGUUGGAAUUUUUUUUCCAGAGGUUAGAAACAGUUCUGUCCGCCUUAUCUGGCAGCCGCCCGCAUCGCCCAACGGGAUCAUUUUAGGUAAAAUAUUAUUUCAUGGUUUGUACUGCGCUGUGGAUCAUGGUGGAGCAUUAUAAAUAGAUUUUACCAAUCCCUACGCACAUUUAAAUAAUUGGGAGGCUUUCAAUAUCACACUACAAUGGCCAUUGAAGUGCAAGCUCACCGGCCACAUCAAGGCAAUGGUUUUAGGGAAGUCCUACGCUAAGAAGUCCCCUAAAAAAGAUAAAAUCUCUCAUGAGACAGAGAGGGGGAUUUCUAUGAAUCCCUACAAUUUUAGUUUAUUUUUUUACAAUCUUUAUUUAGAUUUUUUUCAUUAUUAUUCAGACAAAGGCCAUUGGUACAACUGAGCAUUAUAAAAACGUAUAAUGUAUAGCAAACCAUAGCAAGCGCAGACGUGAUGGCUGAGCUCGAUAGCAUCUGAUUAAUGUGAGUAUUAUUUAUACACUGAGGGUUCGGCUGUGAAUCUCAUAGAAGGCCGUUAUCAAUAUGCAGAGUUUCCACUAACCGAAUGUCUAUAAAAGAUCGCAGUUGAUUAGAGACUAGAACUACAAGUACCAUUAAUAAGGUGGAAGGUGAUAUCAGCCUGAGCUCUCCUAAUAGCAUAGCACAACAUCUCGUGCGUAUCUGUGACCUGAGCUAAUGUCAUGUACACAGCAAUAGAAAGAAUUAUGGAAAUAGUCAUUUUAUGUGAUUUGUAGUAAAGUGUCUUUUUAUGAUGUUUCCCUUUAAAUUGUCCGUCUACCUACAGCGUAUCAGAUCACUCACCGCCUCAACACAACUAAUGCUAAUACAGCCACAGUGGAGGUGCUGAACCCCAGCGUCCGGCAGUACUCCGCCACCGGGCUGAAAGCAGAGUCAGUCUAUCUCUUCCGCAUCACGGCGCAAACUCGCAAGGGGUGGGGAGAAGCUGCUGAGGCUUUGGUGGUGACCACAGAGAAGAGAGGUCAGUAUAAUAUUAAAUUUAUGGGAAAGUGAACAUUGAGUUACAAAUUGUCCAUUUCUUCUAAAGUUUUGAGUGUCCCUUUAAUUCCAGUUAGGGAACUCUCUGUAAUACUACCGAAGCUUAGCAGAAUUUUGUAAAACACGAAUUGGUUGAAAAUCCCGUUACACUUUUAAGAUGUUUGGAUCAAACAGCGCUUGCAGGUGUUACUGUCCAUUUCUUUGUUUUUACACCCAGAUUUAUAUUGUUCAGAAUCUGUCCUCAUUUCUUUAAUGUCUUUUUGAUUCAUUAAUCAUAAAAAAUAAACGGGUAACGUAGGAGUUUUGUUGUUUUGGGUUUUUUUCAGUCUGUUAUUUACGGUUUGAUUUUCUCACUUGCUAAUCACCUGUUACAGGUGCUGCGAUACCGUUUGGUUACCAGAUCCGUGUAAUCGCAUCUCAUUAGGAUUAAUUGGCAGCAGAGAUUGUUUUAUAUUUCCUGUUAAUGUAUUUUUACAUCCAUCUAUUCCUAGGGCCAUUAACUCUUCCCACUUACAAUCACAUCUUGUAGAGGGGAUGUAAUCAAAGUUUAUGGGGCAAUACUGCUUACGUUAGAGGCGAUUCCAUGAGUUCAAUCAUUUUGUGUAGAAGGAGAUUCCUUUUAAUGUAGUGGAAUGAGAUGAUUGAUGUGCUGUCUCCUCAAUAGACCGUCCUCAGCCCCCUGGAAAGCCCCUCGUUCGACAGGAAGAUGUCAAAUCCCGAAGCGUGCUGUUGUCAUGGGAACCAGGAAGCGAUGGCCUCUCUCCUAUACGUUACUACACAAUCCAGACCCGGGAGCUUCCCAGCGGGCCCUGGACGGUGCAUUCUGCCUCCGUCAGUCACAACGCCACCUCCACUGUUGUUAACCGGUAAGCAGAUUUGGGGUAAAAUUAUGCUAUUUCAGCUCCGUCAAGUCACAUGAACUAUUAAUGUUUAUCGUUAGGAUAUUCUAGGGAGAUGAUGGAUGACAAUUGCUCUGAACUAUAUUUCCCAUGAUGCCUAGAUGGCCUCUAACCAAUUCUCAAACCUCUUCAGUGCCCAUAUUAGUGAUCCAUCUUCUAUAGAAUCCCUGUAACAACACAUUGAUUAAGCGUCCUUUAUCUCAAUACCCGCACACAGAGAAAGGGGGCAUGGCCGCUAGCGGUGCCCUGUGUUUAGUUAUAAAUUAUAUCAAGGGGCAGUCUGUACACUAUAACCACUCCAGUUCUUUGUAUCAUUACACCUGCUUUGCUUUAUAGUGUAUAUCAUAUCCCGUGACCUGUACAAAUUUUGGGCGUGCCGGAGGAUUUCAGCUACCGGAGGAUUUGUCAGAGUAGAAAUGUUGUGUCCCUUUCUGCCAAAUCUUUUCUGCCUCUCUCACACCAAAAAUGUUAAUAGUGGCAUCUCUCUGAGACAAAUAAAAGGGCUGUAGCGCAGUGCGUAUGGUCUAUCUCUGCAAAGUGAGCGUAGAGAAGAUGGGCUUUGCCUGGCCGGAAUCCCCAUUUCUUUUAUUGAUGCUUGGAAAUAGUUUUACAAAAACAGAGGCAGAAUACCGAUAGACCAUAAACACUGCCAUAACUGUAAUAAUAUAAUACGCUGUAAUGGUUAUGGUGCUGCAAGUUGUUAAAGUUCCUUUCAGUCGUAGUAUCUAACCCAUACCUGGUCCGGGGAAAUUUCUAUAUUGAAAAGUCUACCUACCUAAUGUUACUACAUUUAUACGUUAUUUAUACAUCAGCUCCAGCUGCUGCUGUGGUGUUGGCUGAGGUGUAUGGGAGUGGUUUGUCUAAUUGUUAAACAUUCUGCAUGGUUACAGUCACCGAGUAAUUAUUAUUUUUUUGUCUUAGACUGAAACCGUUCACUUCCUAUAAAUUCCGUGUUAAAGCGACAAAUGACAUCGGGGACAGUAAAUACAGCGAGGAAUCAGAGUCUCUGACUACGCUGCAGGCUGGUGAGUAUCGUCAGACAACAAACUGACCAGGAGCCAGCAACACCGUGGCAAGGGGGGACACCAUUGCUAAACCGUCUGCCCCGUUACUGGGGUAUACUGCGAGGUAUACAGCGGGCUGUACUGCGAGUUAUACAGUGGACUGUACGGCAAAGUAUACAGCGGGCUGGACGGCGAGGUAUACUGCUGGCUGUACGGCGAGGUAUACAGUGGGCUGGACGGCGAGGUAUACAGCGGGCUAUACAGCACACUAUGGUGGUUAUGAUGCUUGGAGUAACCCUUUAAGCUGCUCAGGGUGUUGUUCCUUUAAGAUCUGCACCAUGGAUUGAAGCAGGAUGGAACCGAAUGACUAUUUUGGACUGCCGUGCAGGUGUGAUCAGUCUGAUGAACAAAUGGUACAUUCUGCUUUUCAGUCAGUCACUGCUUGGGUCUCGGAACAAGUUAAACUCCAAGUACUAUAACCACUGCAGCUUAUUAUAGAGGCUAUGGUGCAAAGAUUCCUACUGGAGGAGUCUGCUCGAUCCUCAUAGCACUCCAGCUGAUGAACUACAAAUCCCAUAAUGCUUUGCCAGGCUUUACCAGAGUCGUAUUGCUGAGAAUUUAGUUUAGAUAUUUAUAAAGUGUGAGGAAACAAUGUAAUAAAUAUAUUUUUUAUUCUAGCACCUGACGAAGCUCCAUUAAUUCUUUCUGUGACACCUCACACCACAACCUCCAUUCUAAUUCGCUGGCAGGUACGUGUCUGUGUUUAUUCCAGUAUGUUUAGAUUUUUUGUAUAACUAUAUAACUAUAUUCUCCUAUCGACGUUUGGAGCCUGAUUGUCCACUCAGCAAAGCUCACAUUUUAUUGAUUAAAUCCCUCUCUAUAUUGAGAAUAGAGCGACCUCUCGGCCCUUUACCAUAAUGCACGUCUGUUCACUAAACUGGGCAUUUUACAAAUAUACAUAUUAGGCCAAAGUAGUAAAACUGGAUUUUAAAAAGAAAGUAUUGUUAUCCUUUAUUUCUGAAGCGCCAACACGUUCCACAGAGCCGUACACGGGUAGAACUGGUACAAAUAAAAAACAAAACAAAGGUACAAUACAUCUGAGACAAUACACAAUGUAACCAGAAAACACAGGAGGAGUUGGGGGCCGAUUCCGUAGGGACAGACAAUCGUUAUUUAAUAACAUACUCUGCAAACAGAAUGCCUUCAAAAGGAUCACACAUCAAAAAAUAUCCCCAAAAUUCUCAGAAACUAGAGUGUAAAACAUAAUUUAUUAUUCCAAAAUCUAUUAAGGAAAUAAAAUAGAAAAUCAAUGGUAACAAGACAAACUAUCAAUUAUAUUUCAGAAUUAAACUAAGAGACACAAGUUUUCCGUAAUGUUCUUUAUUUUUUGUGAUCUAGUGACGUUGGGUAACAUUUAUCUCUGGCAGUCCGUGUCGCACACCUUGUGAUAUCGCCAUUGAUCCAGCACGUCCAAUCGAAUUUUACUUUGUAACUCGGAAGACUGUUGAAUUAUUAACUGUGUCAUUCUUUAUCUUUCUGCACCUCACACAGUCGUUCUGGUUAAUAAAUAGAUUCGUUGGAUAGAGAAAAAUAAGAAAUUAAUAUUUAAAGCCAGCUCUGGACUUCUCCCUGAAUUUUAACCCUAUAUAAUUAUUAUCACAGGCCCCAGCAGAGGACAAGAUUAACGGGAUCCUGCUAGGGUUCGGAUCCGGUACCGUGAACUUGCAUAUGAUGGUCCGAGAAGUUUUACUGAACGGACCAUCAACAACCCCAGCGUGAAGUGGGCGGAGUUAAAUGGUAAGUAUAAACGCACGCGCUUUAUGCCCAUUUUUAAUAGGAAUGAAAGGGUUAGCUCACCCCUGCUAGCUUUUCCUACUCUAGAAAAAUACAUAUUCUCGCUGUCUCUGCAGCUUUUAUACGUGUCAUUGUUGCGUGCUUUGCUCUGUUAAUAUCGCAUUUCACAGGUGCAAUGUGCGUUUGUGUGUCAACUGCGAAGUCAGAUUCUGGGUGAAGCCUUUAUUGCAGACAUAGCAGUCUCCUGAUCUUGCUGUGAUCACAGAGUUUGUCACGUAAACCCUAUAGCCACGUAUUCACACAGCCACGAGAUUUAAAAGGAAGCACUCUUUUUCUUCAGUACAGUAAACGCUGCUUGCUGGAAAAGGAGACUAUUUCUUGUGAUCACAGGGUACGCGCCACAAUGAUUCGCUCUGUAUGACGGCAUGUUAAUAUAAAAUACUCUUAGCUAGCGGCUGUUCUCACUGUGGGACUGAGAGCGGCCAGGGUGCUGAGCAACUCUUAUAACUCUCAGCCAUGCCCUGACACUGAUGGAAACGUGAUGUGACUGAGGUGGUGAUAGUUGCCACUGUUUAGGCAGUCUUUAGUGGACUUGCCAUUGAAUGGAGCUGGCUGUUAGACCAUUGUAGUGAACACCCAGGGCCAGGGGAGUCAAACUCAGAUACAUUCAUAGCAAGCUAACCCUUGGAGAAUAACAGUAUCGCACAGGAGAAUAGCACAAAGUGUUUGUGUAUCCCAGCUGCAGGUAUUUGGAAUUUGCUUUUGUUUGUCUGUAUGUCCUGCUCAGUGUAUACUAACAGUCCGUCACUGUUUUCCUUUCCUCCCUUUGCACAUCCUCCUACCACCCCAUCCCCUGCAUGUCUACCUCCUGUUUAGCGGCCUACAUGAUCCGGAACCUCAGUGAGCCGUCUCUCAGCCAGUACGAGCUGGACAGUAAGUGCUCUGUUAUCAUUGUGCUAAAUGGGAGCUAAGCUGUACCCGAGUGAUACCGGCUGUGUAAUGACAUUAUUCAGGUUCAGCGGGUGUGACGGAGAGGGGCUGAGUGCGUAUUAGGAGCUGACUCACCCUCAGAGCUAUUCACCAGACUAUUGGCCAUUCCUGUUUAAAAGAAUUGAAAUUUGGAGGAAAAUUGUGUCUCGUCCAAAUCUCAGAACGGCACAAUGGAAGAAUGUACUAAUCCCAUGACAAAGAAAGUCUUCCAUGAGCGAUUCAUUCAUUAGUUCAGGGGUUUCCAACCCAGUCCUCAAGUCCCCCCUACCAGUCCAGGACUUUGGGAUUACCCUGUUGUGUCUAAGGUUUUUUUUCCCUUCUAAAAGGGAUACUUGAGGACUGGGUUGGAAACCCCUGCAUUAGUUCAUUCUUGUAAAUUCUGAAAAUAUUAUGAGUGGUUACCAUAUUUAAGGAUUAUGAAGCUACUAAACACUUGAAAGACCAAAAUGAAGAAAAGGGCUAUUGUCAAUCUUUCAGCUGUUUAGUAGAUCACAUUAAAUGUAAGUGCCAUAUUUAAGGAUAAAUGAAAGCUAUUAAUAAGAUACCCUUAAAUAUUUCAAUCCCACGUAAGGGAAAAAAAAUUAUGGGCUUCUCUAAGCCACUCAAAGAUUUGCCAACGAUGCCGGCAUUUCAUGGUCUGAAUGGAAAUUAUGAACCGAAAAUAUUGGCCAAAUUUCACCUGAAACAAAUCCACUAACUAAUUUAUCUAUUUCACCAUAACCACUACAAGUGUUAAAGGAGCAGAGUAGGACAAUAUAGCAUUAGGAAUAAAUGUAUUUGUGUUCCUUUAACUGCAUAGUUCAGAAGCAUAAAAAAAAACAUGCAUUUUGCAAGCUAGACAUUCCCUUUAAGCGGCUGUGCAGCUUCCCUGAAUGAUGCCACAUCGGGCACUGCGAAUUCCACUGGGAACGUUGUGAAUUCCGCUGGUAACUUUGCAAAUUCCGCUGGUAGUGCUGUGAAUUCCGCUGGUAACUUUGCAAAUUCCGCUGGUAGUGCUGUGAAUUCCGCUGGUAACUUUGCAAAUUCCGCUGGUAGUGUUGUGAAUUCCGCUGGUAACGUUGCAAAUUCCGCUGGUAACUUUAAAUGGAUCCUUAGUGCAGUGACGGCAAACCUUGGCUUGGAAACUAUGGUGGACUAAAUUUCCCAUGAUGCUAAACCAGCCUUAGUGUUUCAUAUACAGAACUGCUUUCAGAGCAUCAUGGGAAGCCCCACAGACUCCAGCUUUAAGGUGGCAUUGCAGGAACAUGGUAAAACCAGGCAGCGUGAAUAGAUAAUUACUGCUGUGCAGGCUGGUAAUUAAUAAUGUGAUUAAAUGAUCCCUGAGUGUACGUAUUGUAAAUGCUUUUAAUGUCACUUUCUACCAUCUCAGAUCUGAGCAAACACAAGCGUUACGAGAUUCGUGUGAGUGUGUACAACACGGCCGGGGAAGGACCGACCAGCAUCCCCCAUGAGGUGUUUGUAGGAGAGGCAGGUGAGUCGUUUCAAUCCUUAAACGUUUCGUCAUUCGGUUAGACGGCAGCGGGUUUCAGUCACCCUGGUUUCCUCGGAAUUACUCUAUCCAAGACUCUCAAUUGGUUCUCUCCUUUCACCAUCAGUGGUAAUAAUGUGAUAGAGAGCUUUAUACCGGGGUAGGGUAUAACAUGUCUUUAUAGUGACCGGGACCGCUCAUGGUAGAGGGCUGAAUUUGACACGAUCACACAGAGCACGACUGCACCAUGACGCAGAGAAUCUGAUAGUGAAUACUAUGAACUGUGUAAUACUGCAGCCAGAAUAGUGAAUAUGUUACACCACUAACACUAAAUGCUUUCUGUUUUAGUGCCUUCAGCUCCACCACAAAACGUGGCUGUCCAGAGUGCCACAGCCGUGCAGCUUGAUCUAACGUGGGAUCCUCCUCCUCUAGAGACACAAAAUGGAGACAUCCAAGGAUACAAGGUGCCUUUCAUUUUAUGAAUACCUACAGGGAGCCCUGAGCUUGGAGCUUAAUAACACAGUGAGCUAUAACAACAUGCACAACAAAGCUUAAAGGGACACUGUAACUACUAAAUCGCAUUAAAGUGGUUAUGAUGUUUGGAUUCCCCUGGCGCCGUAAUUCCAUUCGGCAUUAAACCGUUUUUAAUGUUUUAAUGCUAAACGAGAGCCCCAGCAGUCCAUCCUCUCUGUGCUGUGGAAGCCAAUGAGGAAGCAUUAUCCUGGGCAGCAGUGAUUGGCUGAGAGUGUCAUCUGACAUCUUUCCUCCUAUCACAGCGCCCAUUGCUGGUAUGAAUCGGUACGGCUAGAAGGAAGUGUGUAAUCUCUGCCUUAGCCACACCUCAAUUGGGGGCGGAGUUGUGGGAACCAGAGACCCUCAUUCAGUGUUUAACUGCUGUAAAGAGGUUUAACACUGAAUGGAGAGACAGCACCUGGGGACUCCAAGCACUCUAACCACUUCAAUGAGAUGAAAUGGUUAUAAUGCCUACCGUGCCCUUUUAAGGUGAAUUAAGGGAAGCUAUGCUUGCCCUGGUCUGGUCAAGAUUACCUGCUAUACACAUACUCUCAUGCUCUUUCAUGGCAGACCGGAUAAACCGCUACAUUUAUUAAAAAUCACAAAGAGUAGUUUAGUUUAACUGCUGUCCGUGUCCGAGAUGGUGUAACUUGUACAGUGAUCUUAAAAACAACAAUUCAUUACAAGUGAGAAAUAAAAUUUAAAUAAUUCAAAACUGCAGCUUUUAAGAUACAGCAUUAUAUUAUAUACACUAAAAUAAAAAAACGCGUGUCCAGUAAUAAAGUAGUGAGGUGCAUGCUGGGAGGAGCGGGGAGUAUUGCUGUUUAAGAAGCUAUGAGAGGGGUUAAAUAAAUUAUAAUGAAAUAAAAUAUUAGUAUUAAUUAAAUUUUAACAACACAGCAUAUAUAAAGUAUUAGCAGUCCUUUGUUACUCUGUUAAUUAGAGAGAAACUUUAUUUUUUUCCUGUAUGAAAUGUUAGCGCAGACGAACGGCUCCAGGAAACGACAUCAUAUUCUGCCGUUAAUGUGUUUUCAGACAGCGCAGAUCGCCAUUUACCUUUUUAAAACAUCCCGUCUGCCGUACAUGCAAGGUGUGUGACAGGUUGAGGGCUUGUCCAUGGGCUCUGGGGGCUUCUGUUACACAGCUCAGGUCCCCAAAAUAUUAUACAAGGAACAACUAUUUCCACGGAACACAGUAACAGAACUAGAGACAGAGAAAAAAACUGCGCAAAAUCCAAACAUACAAAAUAUCUGCCGAUCUAGCCUGGUGCAAUCCCACUGCCAGACAGCAGAGGGUGCUCUCUCGUUCCCAUAUGUGGAGUUACUCCAUAAAAUGAAACUAUAACUAUUAUAUAUAAUAACAAGGUUACUGAGCGUAAAUGGCGGAGCUGGAAUAAUUCGUAUAGAAUUAAACUGUAACUAUUAUAUAUAUUAACAAGGUUACUGAGCGUAAAUGGCGGAGCUGAAAUAUUGUAAAUACAAUCAUUACUGAUCCAGCGGACACUUUUAUUGUCUCAAAGUAUAAAAUGCUUGAGCGAUUCCCCUUCAAUUAAACACCACAUAUCAAUAUUUUAUUCCACAUUCAUUUUCAUGUACCCAGUAGUUCAGUGUUUUAGACUUUAUACACAAACAUUGCGGGGUGCCUGGAAGUGCCUCAAAAAUGGCCUCCUUUCCAUCAGUCAAACUGGCGAGUUUUCUGCGAUAAAUUAGCAACUUUCACUGUCUGUUUUUGUUCAGUUUAUUUAAAGAAUCCUUCAUAUUAUCUUUAUUUUUUUUCCCAAGCAAUAUUACUUUUAUCUUAUUUUGUGAACAUUCACAAUGGUAAAAUCAUGGCAAAAAAAAACUGAGCAAAAUGUCCAAGAGGGGAAUAAAAGUUAUCGGAAACAGAUUAUUUUAUACACAAUAAAGUGGUGCCUGAGCAGGAAAUGUGAAAGUGAAUUAAAACACUUCAUAUAAAACUGUUAAUUAGGGAUAUAUAAUAAGCACUGCUAAUAAAUGAGGUGGAUUCCCCUUUCUUCCUGACCUCCAUGUGCGUAUUUCUCACAGAUAUUCUUCUGGGAAGCGAUGCGGAAGAACGAGACGGAAAAGGUGAGAACACUGUUCCUACCAGAAAGUGGAGUCAAACUGAAGAACCUGACCGGAUAUACCACGUACCUGAUUAGCGUGGUAGCUUUUAAUGCCGCGGGUGACGGACCCAGGAGCCAGCCAGUCCGUGUUCAGACUCAGCAAGCCGGUGAGUACCCACACACUAACUGCAAACCUUAAAGAAGGGAUCACAGGGAAACUCUGCUUUUUGGUGGAGUGGUAAGAGAUGGCCUUUUUUCCUGACCAGAGAAUUGUUCUCACGGUUUAGUAAAUAAAAGAUACCCCCAGUCUAGCAAGAACAAACCGCAAACAGAUCGGAUUAUUCUAACUGGUUAGGUUCAAAGUCGCUGUAAUAAUUACACAAUCUCAGCCAAAACAAUUACGAGUCAGAGGUUCUUCCAAACAGCAAGUGACACCCUCGGGGAAAUGUUCCUGUCACCUCUUUGCUGUGACGAUACAAAGUGACAAUUUAUCUCAUUGCUGCAAGCCUUCAAAUAAGCUCCACACAACGAUUCCUAAAAAUGAUUGAUUUUGACACUCCUCAGUUUAGUUCACUUCCAGGAUUUUUAUCUUGGUAACAACAAGGGAAUAACUAAAAAUGUGGGUGAAAAGGUGGACUUUAAUAGUCUUUCUUCUGUAACAUUGAAGACUAGCCAUGACCCUGUAGGCUCGCUGAGCAUCAUGGUAAGUGGUCCUCUUUCGGUUGCUAUGGCAACAGCGAAGCAUGUUAAAUAGGAUUGUACCUAAAAUUAAGUUUUAGUAAAAACAAAACCAACCAAGCUAUGAAUGACAGUGUAUAAUGUGACCUCUAAUUAAAGGUUAAUGUUUGUUUAGCCUUUUUUGCUGUGUAAACGGGUCUAGUGACAUUCCGUCAUGGUUACCACGCUGCCCCGGCGGGAUGUUCAAGCCGGAUUUAGCCGAGUAAUUUGGGGAGAAGGCCUGAGCAGGUGCAGAGCAGCUGGAAGAUCGGUGUAUUUCUCUCCCAGUCUCAGAUGGCUCACUAGCUGGGAUUUGGAGGGAUUGUGGCGUUUUCACUAAGUGCGAUUAAUACAUACUGUUUUAACGUCCACCUUCCUGUUGUGAUCUAUUUACACACAGUUUCCACCCCAAACUUUCCCAGUUCUCCAUUAGCACAUUACCUUUACACAAGUAUUUUCCAUCUGCACCUUUUCGGGACACCUUGUCUGAUGCCUCUCGUUUUGUAUGAUGCAACCACUCAGUGGCGUUCUGAUGACGCAGUCUCCGAUGCUUAUUUUACUCAUUCACAUUUUUUGGGUGAUUUUACAUUGGCGUGAGUCUUGAAUACUAUAAAACAAAGUAAUAACAGAGCCACAACACCAGAUAGUUUGGCAAUGGAGAGUUUUAUUCCACCAUGUGUGGACAGGGCAACAUUUUAACCCAUGCACCGAGUCUGUGUAAAGCUUAAUGGAGCUCGUUGUGGAGUCCACUCACAUGGUGGAAUGAAGAUCUCAAUUUUUUGGUGUUGCAGGUCCAUUAUUACUAUGCGACUUUGGGGGGUAUCCUUGGGAGCCUGCACCCUCGUUUAAUGUUAGGAGUGCUAGAUCUCCACGUCGGACUAUUUCUACCACUAUAAAAGACAAACUAUUACUUUGUACCCGUGGUUCUAGUUUUCACCAGCUGUUAAUUGAACGCAUUCAAUUCAGAUUAUCUACAGUCAUUGCAGCUUUGUUGUGUGAAGAUAAGGUGCCACAAAAAUCAUAAUCAUUUUAUCCUCUCAUUCCCAGCCCCAAGUGCUCCAGCCGCAAUCCGGUUUAGUGAGUUAACCACCACCUCUGUCAAUGUCUCGUGGGAUAUACCCGUCUACCCCAAUGGUAUUCUGGAGGGGUAUCGGCUGGUGUACGAACCCUGCUCCCCAGUAGAUGGUAAGCAUGUGCAAGGAAAAAUAUGUUCCUUAACGGCCAUGUACAAACCUACACUAACAAAACCAAAACACGCAGCUCGCAAGCCAUUUAUUUAGUAAAUCUUGGUGAAAUCACAUUUCUUUUCGGAUAUGAUUUUCAGGGGUGAGCAAGAUUGUGACAGUGGACGUGAAGGGAAACAGUGCCCUGUGGAUGAAGCUGAAAGAUUUGGCUGAAGGAGUGACUUACCGGUUCCGGAUCCGGGCCAAAACCUUUACUUAUGGACCAGACCUUGAAGCGAAUGUGACGACUGGUCCUGGAGAAGGUAGGUGUCUGUUUCUAAGCAACACAUUCAUAUAGCAGGCACUGAAAGAUUCAUUGUAAUUGGGGUAUUUGUAAUAAAAGGUAAGCCACGUUUAAUUAUCAUCCCGGAUGAAGGAAAUCACUGCAUUUUUCUUCUGUAUAUUUAUGACUCAGGUGCCCCAGGUCCACCAGGAGAGCCUUUUAUAUCCAGAUACAGCUCAGCAAUCACCAUCCACUGGUCGAGUGGAGAUCCAGGGAAGAGUCCAAUCACCAGAUACAUCAUCGAGGCAAGGCCUUCAGGUAAUCAUAAGAUCCUAUGAUUACCAUAUACUAUGUGAUGAGUUCUGUAUAAAAACUCACUGGAAGGACAUGUUCUGUUUGUCCCACACAGAUGAAGGCCUGUGGGACAUUCUAAUCAAAGAUAUCCCUAAAGAGGCGACAUCGUAUACCUUCAGCAUAGACAUCCUGAAGCAGGGACUGAACUACGACUUCCGAGUGAUCGCUGUAAAUGAUUACGGAUACGGGACUCCCAGCGCACCCACCACAUCCGUCUCAGGUAUAACACUGAGGAAGACAGACUUGGCAUGCCAUCCCCAAAAUGUAUCUCAGAGAGAAUUCCAAGAGUCGAUUAAAAUGGUGGAUCAAGUAUUUCAGUAUUUGGGAUUUACACUUUAUAUAUAUAUAUUAAAGGCAAGUAGCAGAAAAACAAUAAAUUGAAAAGUUUGAAUUCACAGCUCUGUUAGGAUUAGUGAAAACAGGCUGGAGUUUGGGGUUUAUCGUGGUCGGUGAUAGAUUACCUAAUGGCAGCACCGUGUUUCUCUAAAAUGCAGAUUUAAUGCAGCCACCAAAGCUCAACUUGUAUUCAAGCAUCCGGGACUUUAACUCCUUUCUACCAACCCAUCCACUCCCCCCCACUCCUUACAUAUAGUCAGGAGGAAUCCCAUUCUUGGCUAUAGAUCAUUGUAAUGAAUGUGUGAACAUUGUGUACACAGAACUUUUAAUUUUGUUUUAAUUUUUUUUUAAAUAGUACUGUUACUCGGGAGCCCUAACCCACCACUUUUUCUAGUUAUACGUGGCUAAGUGGCUAAGUGGCUGUCUGUGGCAGUACUGUUAAUGAAUGGGUUCGCUUGUAUGUACGUAGUGGGGAUUCGCGAUGCAGCCUAGAACAUAAACUAACCCCAUUAAACCCCCCAAUAACGACAGACCACUUAGUAUGGAUGAACAGGCCACAGCAUUUAUUAUCACAAACUAAAUUACUGCAUAACACAUCCAUAACUUUAUUUAUGAAAUCUCUUCUUUCUGUAACCAAAAAACGUUAGACAUAAAUAAGCAUAAAUUAACAUAUAUACAUAUAUAACUCCACCCAUAGUGUUAUACAGUGACCCAACCGUCCUUGCCAAUAAACAUACAGUGGUUCCUAAUCACCACUUCCUCUCACCUCCCCCCUCGUCAUAAAAAUCAUAUCUUUCCAAUGCCCGCCAUCAGCCGACCUUAUCCACGCUCGAUGGGCACGACACCUCAGGCAACCUAAUGUUAACCCUUUGAAGCAGGGGAGGUUGAGACCUUAAAAACUUGUUCAUCUCAUUCCAUAUACUUAAACGUAACCCCUCAAACUCAAUUGGCAAGGACAUACCCCUGGCUAGCUGUGACAAAUAUACUAAUAGGGCAGGUGGGAGGGAAGCUGUUUGCUGCCCCGUAUCCCAAGUGGCACUGAGGUAAGACCACCCCCACACUAACUUUCCCAGAACAUAAUCCCACCCACACACUCUUUCCCAUCCAAUCCCAUGCAUCUAUCCCCACACUCCUACAUGUGCCCUUGUCCGCUUUUCUGCGCUAUCUCCCCAGGGCCUGGUCUCUUUUAGCCAUUAGCCCAAUGCAUUCCCAGAUAGUAAAUAACAGCCCGUUGUCCUCAGUCUCUUCUAAACCAGAACCUGAACGUGAGAUCUGUAUAUCAGAAGUCCAAUGCCACCCCAGUAUUAUCGGUUUCCCUAUCGAUUAAUUUGUCAGUAAUGUUGGCAUUUUAAUUGCUCAGAUUAAACUUUCCCUAAACGAUGUGAAUGGUACGACGCACCUAAUAUCGUGCCAUUUCCGGCCCAUUGGUUAAAUGAGCAUUGGGCUGUGUCGAUAAUCUGUGUGAUCAACCUCAUUAAUGAUGAAUGCUGACCUCACCAUGUGCAGAGUAACCCGUACCUGGUGUGUAGGUAAGUACUUGGGUUUCAUUCAGGAGGUGAACCUCGGGGUAUGAAGGGAGCUGGUUUUUAACUCCUCGCCCUCCUCACUGCCGCCUUAACCCAUUUCCCCCUGCAGCACAGAAAGCGAAUCCGUUCUAUGAAGAGUGGUGGUUCCUCGUGGUUAUUGCGCUUAUUGGGCUUAUCUUCAUUCUGCUCCUGGUAUUUGCCUUAAUUAUCCGCGGACAGAGCAAGAAGUACGCCAAAAAAUCUGACUCCGGUGAGAGAUUAAGGACCAUUUCCGUAGCGAUAUAAUACAUUGGAUGUUGUAGCUGAUACACACAGUGCUGAUGGUCUCUCCAUAUACCCUCACAGGCUGUAAUCCCAAGACCAGCACGUUAGGACACGGAGAGAUGGUCAGUCUGGAUGAAAGCAGAUUUCCUGCUCUAGAACUGAACAACCGUAGGCUUUCAGUAAAGAAUUCCUUUUGCAGGAAGAAUGGCAUCUAUACAAGGUAUGGGGGGCACAGGGUAACUGGUUCCCACAAAGGGGGGCGGUGUCUGGCAUGGGGUAACUGGUUCCCACACAGGGGGGCGGUGUCUGGCACAGAGUAACUGGUUCCACACAUGGGGGCGGUGUCUGGCACGGGGUAACCAGUUCCCACACGGGGGGGGCCGUGUCUUGCACGGGGUAACUGGUUCCCACACAGGUGGGCCGUGUCUGGCACGGGGUAACUGGUUCCCACACUGGGGGGCAGUGUCUGGCACGAAGUAACUGGUUCCCACACAGGGGGGUGGUGUCUGGCACGGGGUAACUGGUUCCCACACAGGGGGGCGGUGUCUGGCAUGGGGUAACAGGUUCCCAUACAGGAGGGCAGUGUCUGGCACAGGGUAAUCGGUUCCCACACGGGGUGGCAGUGUCUGGCACAGGGUAACAGGUUCCCACACAGGAGGGCAGUGUCUGGCACAGGGUAAUCGGUUCCCACACAGGGUGGCAGUGUCUGGCACGGGGUAAGCGGUUCCCACACGGGGGGGGGCGUGUCUGGCACGGGGUAACCGGUUCCCACACGGGGGGGCCGUGUCUUGCACGGGGUAACUGGUUCCCGCACGGGGUAACUGGUUCCCACACUGGGGGGCAGUGUCUGGCACGAGGGAACUGGUUCCCACACAGGGGGGUGGUGUCUGGCACGGGGUAACUGGUUCCCACACAGGAGGGCAGUGUCUGACACAGGGUAACCGGUUCCCACACAGGAGGGCAGUGUCUGGCACGGGGUAACCGGUUCCCACACAGGGGGGGCAGUGUCUGGCACCGGGUAACUGGUUCCCACACAGGGGGGCGGAUUCUGGCACAGGGUAACUGGUUCCCACACAGGAGGGCAGUGUCUGGCUUGCGGGGUAACCGGUUCCCACACAGGGGGCAGUGUCUACAGCACUAGGUAACUGGUUUCCCUGAGGCCCAGUUCUUGCAGGGGUAACUGGUUUCUACACACAGGAGGCGUGUCUGGCACAAAGUGUCGGUUCCCCUGCAGUGGCAGUGCUGUACCCGGGGAGUAACGGUUCCCACACAGGGGGCAGUGUCUGGGACGGGUAACUGGUUCCCACACAGGGGAGGGCAGUGUCUGGCACAGGGGUAACAGGUUCCCACAGAGCGUGUCUGGCACAGGGGUAACCAGUUCCCACGCAACAGGGGGGCGUCUGGCACGGGUAACUGCCCACACAGAGGCGGAUUCUGGCACAGGGUAACUGGUUUCCCACACGGGGGAGGGCAGUGUCACAGCACGGGGUAACGGUUCCCACACAGAGGCAGUGUCUGGCACCCGGGUAACUGGUUCCCACACAGGGAUUCACAGCACAGGUAGCUGGUUCCCACACGGGAGGGGCGGUGUCUGUACGGGGUAACGGUUCCCACACAGGGGGGCAGUGUCUGGCACUGGGUAACUGGUUCCCACACAGGGGGGCGGUUUCUGGCACGGGGUAACUGGUUCCCACACAGGGAGGCAGUGUCUGGCACAGGGUAAUCGGUUCCCACACGGGGUGGCAGUGUCUGGCGGGGUAACAGUUUACAGGGGCAGUGUCUGGGACCGGGUAACUGGUUUCCCACACCCAGGCGUGUCAGCACAGGGUAACUGGUUCCCACACUGGGGGGCAGUGUCUGGCACGAGGGAACUGGUUCCCACACAGGGGGGUGGUGUCUGGCACGGGGUAACUGGUUCCCACACAGGAGGGCAGUGUCUGGCACAGGGUAACCGGUUCCCACACAGGAGGGGCAGUGUCUGGCACGGGGUAACCGGUUCCCACACAGGGGGGGCAGUGUCUGGCACGGGGUAACUGGUUCCCACACAGGAGGGCAGUGUCUGGCACGGGGUAACUGGUUCCCACACAGGGGGGCAGUGUCUGGCACAGGGUAACAGGUUCCCAUACAGGAGGGCAGUGUCUGACACAGGGUAACCGGUUCCCACACAGGGGGGGCAGUGUCUGGCACGGGGUAACAGGUUCCCAUACAGGAGGGCCGUGUCUGGCACGGGGUAACAGGUUCCCAUACAGGAGGGCAGUGUCUGACACAGGGUAACCAGUUCCCACACAGGGGGGCAGUGUCUGGCACGGGGUAACCAGUUCCCACACAGGGGGGGCAGUGUCUGGCACGGGGUAACUGGUUCCCACACAGGGGGGCCGUGUCUGGCACGGGGUAACUGGUUCCCACACAGGGGGGCCGUGUCUGGCACAGGGUAACAGGUUCCUACACAGGGGGGCCGUGUCUGGCACAGGGUAACAGGUUCCUACACAGGGGGCAGUGUCUGGCAUGGGAUAACAGGUUCCCACAAGGGGGGCAGUUUCUUUCAUGGGGUUAUUGGUUCCCCACACAGGAGGCAUUGUCCGGCAAGGGGUAACUGGUUCACCACAUGGGAGACAUUGUACGGCAAGGGGUAACUGAUUCAUAUAAUCCCCUACCUUGUAUUUUCUUAAAAUAUAGGUUAUUAGUGAGAUCCAGGACAAUUAAAAAGCAAUAUAUAAUUAUUAAUGGAGUAAAACUUAUUAUUCUGUAACAAAAUGCAGUUUUUGAGAAAGUGUGGAUGAAGUGCUGGAAUAAUGUCCCAUAAUAUUUUUCCCAUUGAGAAUUGGAGCAGCAGGAUUGGCUGAGCGCCUGCGGAUUUAGUUAGCGCUCCUGGAAGAUCAGCAGUAAAUGCAGGAAUUUCCAUUCUCAACAUAAUAAAUCUGAAAUUAUCUUUAUAGAAACACAGAGCGGUUCCCACAUAGCCCACGGAGUCUUCGCACAUAGCCAGGGCCGAGCGUUUCUGCAGCGCUGUAAUAAUGUGCGGGAAAGCCAGGCCGACCUGCUCAUUUCAGACAUAACUCAAUUUUUAUGAAAACUAAUAUUUAUUCAAUAUAACUAAGAAAUGUUUAGCUCUGACACCGCCUGAAACAUGGAUAAAUGCUGGACUGCUAUAAAGAACAAUAUUACUCCUGGCAGAGAGUCAGCUGCCAUCGUAGCGUUUGCUCAGGCGCUGAUUAAAUCAAGCUCUACGUGUAGAAACAGGAUUGCGACAUGUUAAAGUGUUGCAUUCCUCUGCUGCCGUUACAAGCAGUGAUAGAAAGUUCUAGCAAGCUUUAAUCCCGGCCUUUUCACAUAACCCCUUAUUGUCAUUGCGAAAGAUUUUGACCCGGGUAGACAAGCUGUUUCUAGGGUGAGCACUUUCCAGCUAAGUAGCUGGCACAGACUGUGCCGUUUCAUUAAACCACCCUUCUUCUCCUUGAUAUUCCCGUCUCGUUCCAGUAAACUACAAUUUAGUGCUCCUGCUGGCUGCAUGACAAAGGGAGCUCUGUUACAGACUCGGCACACAAGGAGCUCUUAGAAGGGACUUGGAGAGACUGGCGAGGGGGGGUGAGGGGUGGCAGGGAGGAGGUUUGCAGAGCGAUACAGGCUAGCAAAGGGAGGGCUUUGCUAAAAACAUCCCUAUAAUAAAACUGUAUGUAUUCAACGUAUGGCAGGCGCUGCCAGCGCAAUGCACCAGCCGUUACCACAUUAUUGCACCAGCGAUGGAUAGGCAGCUGCUGGAACACUGCUACAGCCAUAAAACUGCCCCCUGCAGCUCACACCAAACUAUUGCUUGCCAAGCUGGGUGUCAGCAGCGGUUAAAUCCUCUGAUGGGUCAGUCAUAUAGUUUUACUAGGUUGUCCUCUCCACACUCCCUGCUUCCGAGGGGUUCAUUCACUAAAUAGAGAUUUACAGUGAGCUUUAGGUAAAACAAAAAAUUAGCCCUACAUUCAGACUCCUACUGCUCCAGUGGCUGCUAGGGCUGCAGUAUCAGCCAAAAUAAAUCGACAAUUUACCUGCACAUUACCUCAAAUCUUAACAUUUUUGGUAUAAUUACAACAAUUAACAUGUAAGCUCACCUGUCAAGGCAAACCUCGUAUUGAAAUUUAAAUAAAAAAUUCUAUGUAAGUUAGAAGUAAAAGACAGAUGAUAAAACCAAACAUGUUUCAUAGAAUAGAGACCCUAAAGGUUAUUGCAUUAUUACAUGUGUGAUAAGGAAAGAGACAAGCCUCCGCAAGUCUCUGCAAUCUCUCAACAAAUCAGAAAGAAAUGGGACUAUAUUAUUAUACUAUAGUAUUAUUCACAUUACAGAUAAAAUCCUACCUAGUCAGCCCCCCGUAUUGCAGGUGUGUAACAUACGGGGUAGAUCCAUGGCAGUUUGGGGUUACAUGUAGAAUAUAUCAAAUUUAACCGUGUCCUGUUUGUUCACAUUGUGUCACAGUCACAUAUUCCUCCCAAGUCUUUUCUUACUCACUUUCAGCAUUAACCAGCUUUGCCGGGAAGUUGUACCACGAAGCAAGCAGAGUUUAAUGAAGGUCGACCUGUCUAACGUUCGCGGGUGUUCUUCUUCCAGAUCUCCCCCUCGCCCCAGUCCGGGGAGCCUGCAUUAUUCAGACGAGGAUGUAGCCAAAUACAAUGAUCUCAUUCCCACCGAGAGCGGGAGUCUGACCGAAAAGCCCUCCGAAGUAUCGGAUUCACAGGUGAGGAAUAGCGGCAUAUUGGGAGCAAUCUGAGAUAGAAAUGGUCUCCUCCAUCUUGUACCCCUCCACCACUGUAGUGGUAAUGAUGGUAGGAGUUCACUGGCACCGUUCUCAGGUAAUAGGAUAAAAUUGUUAUGCAACAUUUAGCCCUCUUACCUGGGUUCUGCCGGGCACGUAGUCACUCCUAAUGCAAGUGAUGAACAUCUGGCUGCGAAAGAAACCAGCUGGCGAUCAUGCUUGUCAUUCAUUGGCUGAGAGGGUCAGCUUACUGCUGUCCACCAAUAAAUAAUGAUGUGCUGGGCAUAUGCACAGAACUGACAUUAACCAGCCUGAAUCUUCGCUUUGGGCCGGCUAAUGACUCCACCACUAGUGAAGUUACACAUCUGGCAUCAACAAAAAUAUUUAAGUGAAGAGUUUUAUACAGACUCCAAGUACCACGACCACUUCAAAACACUGAGGUGGUCAUGGUGCUUGUCGUAAUUCUUUAAAGGGAAUAAGACCCUUUUAUUCGUAUUUUCCUCCUGGCACAGUGUAUUGAUGUAACCAUUACAGGGGUCAUUUUGUGUCUCUGGAAUAAAGCCACAUAGCACAAACAGUUAAACCUGACAGUGUUCAUUCUUUGAGUUUUUACUCGUGAGAGAUCGGCGGAGGGUGUGCACGUAGCGAGCACCAAAUGUAAACAAGGAGUAACCCAGUUAAACUGGCUGACAACUACCAAACACUUAAUAGACUUAAAGUUACUAGAGGUUUUCAAAGAUUUUGGGAUUGUUGAUGUUAAGAAACAGGGACCUUGCCAGAAACAAACUGGAGUUUCUUGAAUCUCUGUUCUGCUAGUUCUGAAUCAUGUUAACAUCGCAAACAAAAGCUGUUAUUAUGUACUUAAUAACAGCCGCCAUUUACACAUCUCUUCACACAGGAUUUACAGGGCUACGCCAAGCAAAAUAACCAUCAGCGCUUAUUGUAGCCGUUAUAGCGCUAGGAGGCUAUUGUACAGUAAGGCUGGAUUAUCACUAGUCGUAGAGUAAUUCAGCUCUCAAAGUCUAUUAGUACAUGUCGUGUACUCACUUAGAUUUCUGGGAUUUGUAGUGCAUUCCUGGAGUGUCUGAUGGCGUAGCCAACACGUAAACGCCUGUUGUGGAUCCACGGUUCGCAUUAUGCUUUGCAAGAUACUGUGGGGGUUUACUUCAGAUGUACUACUUACAGCAAACUGAAAAAGAGGGCUCGGCUCACGAGCUUACAAUCUAAUACAGGAUUAAACUGAUAAAUUAACUGGUCGGCAAGUUUAGAGAGGAAGUCAAGGAAUGUAAAGAUGGUUGAUUUUCUGAAAUGAACAGUGUGAUGUGAAGUGGGAAGGCAGAGUGCCACCUCCUGGCAAGGGCAGGGAGCUUAGAAAUGAGAAAAUAUUAAUGUGUCAAAACAAAUGAUGUAACAUGUUUUCCUUAAUGUGACCAGAUAAUUGUUUUUAAAAGGUAUUUUUACAAAUGUUACAAUUGCUAAUUAUGACACUGUGACAAACAAAAUUCACACGCCCCAUAAAUAGUUAUGUUUGCAUUUUUGUUUUUUUCAAUCCACCUGAGAAUUAUGAUGUCACCAUCCAGGAUUCAGUGCCCUGUUUGCACUUGUCUUGGUUCCUCUGUCAGAUAUCAUGACCGCCCAUCAGUGAACACAACCAUUAUCAUUUCACUUAAACUCUUAUAGCCCCGGGGCCAUUUCAGAUGUGAUUGUCACCAGCGAAGCCUGCUCCAUAACAUCAGCCAUGAGAAAGGGGAUCUUUAAAUGUGUGGUCAUGUUUACGGAUAUCCAUUAAAAAAAUAUAUAUAUAACCCCUUGGCAGGGGCGUGCCCAACGCAUUCCAUAGCAACAUUAAACACUCUUGGUAUUCAAAGAGUUACUGUUUCCCGAUAACAUGUGGCAUUGUUUGCAAUCCUUGAUCAGGGCGAUGUUUGCUGAUAAUCUAACAUUAAUUCACCAAUUACUCUAAGUGUAGAAUACAUAUUUCGCCUCCAGUGGAUUCUGCAGGACAUUGAUAUUGUGCCGUGUCAGUCAGAUCGAUAACACACUCUAUUAAUAGAUGUAGGAUAGCCGAGGUAUAGAGAUAUACAUGGGUGGCCAAAAGGUGAGCUGGCAAAGUAUUAUGGGGGAUGUAGUUCUAUGCAGUGUUUCUGGUAUAGCAUUUAUCUCUAAGGACAACUCUCAGCAAAUUUUAACUUCUCAUUGUUCAAAGUUCACCAGGGGGUGUAACCAGAUUAAUGUAUAAAAAAGUGCCAAUUUCAAUUGAAAUCUGAACAUUUUAUAAAGUGAAAAAGAGACACCACACUCCACACACAUAAAGCACUUCAGCAACCUAACCUGAUUUAUGGUUUCGGAGUGUCCCUUUAAAGGGAUGCUAUAGGCACCCAGACCACUUCAGCUAUUUGCAGCGGUCUAUGUGAAGUACCCCUGGUCCCUUAACCUGCAGAGCUAAUUAGUGCAGUUUUUAGGAAACUGCAAUAAUUACCUUAAUGGGUUAACUCCUCCAGAUAGCCACUAGAGGGACUUCCGGGCCGACUUUUGGUCGCCUUACUAGCGUUGGAAGUCCUCAUGCUAUGCAUGAGGACAUCCAGGGUCACUGCAAAGCCAACAGAAUAGCAUUGUAUGAUGCUUUCCUGUGGGGAAAUCCUAAUGUUAGCUUGGUCAUUGCCGCGCAUGUGCAUUAGGUCUCUGAAGACUGCGGAGUUGGAACCGAGCUAGCACCAAGAAAUAUCGGCGCUGGAUUGAGGUAAGUGACAGAAGGGGUUUUUAACCCUUUCUGCUCCACGGUUGGGGGAAGUGGUGACUACAGGGAGCUAUACUGCCAGGAAAACAACUUUGUGUUCCUGGCACUAUAGUUUCACUUUAAUGUCAACUCCUGCCUAGACAGUCCCAUUUUCCUACAAAUGCCAAGUAGUGGCUGAGACCUGUCAGCCGUCCUGGUUCUCCCAUUAACCUAAAUUCCCUGCAAUAAGUCAUUCCAGUUCCUAAAUCCUAACAUCACAAAGUGUCAAACACUGCUCUGCGCAGGUAAAUAACAGGUCAGGUAUCUUUGCUUGGUCAUUAACCCUUGCAUUGCUGGUACAGCCUGUAACAGACUGCUAGUAAGGUGACACAAGCCCUGCUUGCAAUCACAGGGUUAACCGGCUUAGCUUUCACAAAGAGAAAUCCGUUUCCUCCCGACAUAUUGUGUCUCUGCAUUCUCUCUAUUGACAUCUGUUACCUUCUCAGAAAUACUUUUGUUAAUUGCUGAAAAGAAUACUUGAGUGCCGUCUGUCUCUGAUUUGUGUGCCAUAUAGUAAUAUUUCCUUGUUAAAUCUUCUAUUGAUUAUAUCUGGGUCCGGUCACACCCUAAACAAAGUGCGUUAUAUGGGGCACUCCCACAGACCUCGAUAGAUUACCUUUCACGGUGACAAUCGCUGCCAUUGUGUAAAGCGCCAACUAAGUGUCUGUAUCCGUGAGAAAUGGGAGCAAACAAUGGCAGACAAAUAACAAUAUCAAUAUCUAACAAUUGGGGUUUAUUGAUUGAACGGUGAACUGCAGCAAAUUCCAGAUUUUGGGCCAAAAAAAAAGUUUACGUAUAGUUUUAAAUUUGUUUUAUUUUUUUCGGUUCCGCUAUAAGAAUGUGACCAGCGACGCACAAUGUAAAUGACAGGCAGAAAGGGUGCGAAGGCUGACAAUGCCUGGCAUCCAUUGGCACAUUGCUGUUAUUUGGAUCAGAGUCGCAGGGUCACAUGACAUUCCUCGCUAGGAUGAGAGAUAUUUAUAGUACAUUUUAUACAUUAUUAACAUAGCCUUCUAUGCAUAGCACAUAAUUUCAUCAUAGGAAAACAGUCUCGGUCGCUCUCUCCUCCCCUUACCCUCUGUCAGUCUCCUCCCCUUCCCCAUAACCUCGAUCAGUCUGUCUCUCUCACCUCCUCCAUACCCUCUGUCAGUCUGUCUCUCUCACCUCCCCCCAUAACCUUUGUCAGUCUGUCUCUCUCUAUACCCCCAUUUCCUCUGCCACUUUGAUGUCUCACACUGUCUCUCUCUCUCUACCUGUACCCAUCCACCUCCCACACGUGGCUUGCCCCACUCUCUUUUCUGCCAGCACUAGACUGUGAUGAUACCACUGCCACGUACAAUCCACCUCCCUGAUGCCAGUCUGCAGCAGCUGGGUUCCUAAGGUUGCCAAGCCUGUGAACCAGGUGGCAUUUGCCGGUCAGACACAAUGGGCCCUAUAAAUAGAGUGCCGCCGUUUAUACCCAAACAGAGCAGUUUGUUGGACACAGAGCCAUCAUUCCUUUCUGCAGCCUCAGAUUUAUCUAGAGAUGUGGAUCAGGCAGGCUGGCAGUGCCCGCAGACACCAAUCCUAAAACUAACCUAUGACACUCAGUCUGGGUGCGCUCUCGCUAGACUCCUGUGGCCGUCGCACUAACACGGCAGGAGUCACUAGAACAGUGCAUUGUGGCCAACGGACAUCUGCCCAGAAUCUGUCACAGCCCGGACCUUUAUUUGAUGCUAGUUUGAAAAUGCUGUUUCCCUGGGAACAGCCGUGUUUAUUACAAAGUGACUGUAUAAACAGACCACACCUUGGCAAGUAGGGAGCAGCUAAUGGAAUGCUUCCCAUACAGUUAAUCCCCAGCUCUCCGCGCAGAGACCGGCAUACAGUGUGCUGCCUCGUACUGUAAUAAGAAUACAUCUCCAUGGGCUCACUGCGCAUUGCAACACAUCAUUAAACGUGUGACGGAAUGGAGGUUUGAAAGAGACGUUCCCACCAAUCCUGUGCAAUCCUUAAUCAUGGUCUACAUUACUAAACGCAGCUUCCUCUGCAGAUUCCUUCUGUCGUAGCGCAGAUUCCUCUCCAGAUUCCUUGUGCCAUAGCGCAGAUUCCUUCUGUCAUAGCACAUAUUCCUCUCCAGAUUCCUUCUGUCAUAGCGCAUAUUCCUCUUCAGAUUCCUUGUGUCAUAGCACAGAUUCCUUGUGUCAUAGUGCAGCUUCCUCUGCAGAUUCCUUGUGUCAUAGUGCAGCUUCCUCUCCAGAUUCCUUGUGUCAUAGCGCAGCUUCCUCUCCAGAUUCCUUGUGUCAUAGCGCAGCUUCCUCUCCAGAUUCCUUGUGUCAUAGCGCAGCUUCCUCUCCAGAUUCCUUGUGCCAUAGUGCAGAUUCCUUCUGUCAUAGCACAUAUUCCUCUCCAGAUUCCUUGUGUCAUAGCGCAGCUUCCUCUUCAGAUUCCUUGUGUCAUAGCACAGAUUCCUUGUGUCAUAGUGCAGCUUCCUCUCCAGAUUCCUUGUGUCAUAGCGCAGCUUCCUCUCCAGAUUCCUUGUGUCAUAGCGCAGCUCCCUCUGCAGAUUACUUGUGUCAUAGCGCAGCUUCCUAUGCAGAUUAAUUGUGCCAUAUCGCAGCUUCCUAUGCAGAUUCCUUGUGUCAUGGUGCAUUUUCCUCUGCAGAUUCCUUGUGUCAUAGUGCAGAUUCCUUGUGCCAUAGCGCAGCUUCCUCUCCAGAUUCCUUGUCAUAGUGCAGCUUCCUCUCCAGAUUCCUUGUAUCAUAGUGCAGCUUCCUCUUCAGAUUCCUUGUGUCAUAGUGCAGCUUCCUCUGCAGAUUCCUUGUGUCAUAGUGCAGCUUCCUCUCCAGAUUCCUUGUGCCAUAGUGCAGAUUCCUUCUGUCAUAGCACAUAUUCCUCUCCAGAUUCCUUGUAUCAUAGCGCAGCUUCCUCUUCAGAUUCCUUGUGUCAUAGUGCAGCUUCCUCUGCAGAUUCCUUGUGUCAUAGUGCAGCUUCCUCUGCAGAUUCCUUGUGUCAUAGUGCAGCUUCCUCUCCAGAUUCCUUGUGCCAUAGUGCAGAUUCCUUCUGUCAUAGCACAUAUUCCUCUCCAGAUUCCUUGUAUCAUAGCGCAGCUUCCUCUUCAGAUUCCUUGUGUCAUAGUGCAGCUUCCUCUGCAGAUUCCUUGUGUCAUAGUGCAGCUUCCUCUGCAGAUUCCUUGUGUCAUAGUGCAGCUUCCUCUCCAGAUUCCUUGUGCCAUAGUGCAGAUUCCUUCUGUCAUAGCACAUAUUCCUCUCCAGAUUCCUUGUAUCAUAGCGCAGCUUCCUCUUCAGAUUCCUUGUGUCAUAGUGCAGCUUCCUCUGCAGAUUCCUUGUGUCAUAGUGCAGCUUCCUCUGCAGAUUCCUUGUGUCAUAGCGCAGCUUCCUAUUCAGAUUCCUUGUGUCAUGGCGCAGCUUCUUCUGCAGAUUCCUUGUGUCAUAGCACAGAUUCCUUGUCAUAGCACAGAUUCCUCUGCAGAUUCCUUGUGUCAUAGCGCAGCUUUCUCUCCAGAUUCCAGAUACAAAGCCGGCAGCCAGAGUCUAAUAAAUACAUAGUAGUUAAUUUGUUUAUUAAUAACAAAAAGCACAGUUUGGCGAUUCAGUGGCUGCAAGUUCCACAUUUAAAAGCAUUUUAGUUUUUCCACCUCAGGGCAAACAGAAUAAAAUUUACUAUAAAUUUACUAUAAGUGUCCCUUUUCAAGCAUCAUCUCCUGAAUGAGGGGCUAGGGAGAGGCACUGUGUAACUCCCAUCAGCUUUAGGCAGGACCGGAACACACCAAGAACUAACAAUGUGUGCUGGACAGGUAGAGAAAUGUAUUCAAACCCCAGCUAUUGUGAAACAAAAAAUAUAUUUUUUUUAAAUCAGUCAUUAGGAAAAUAGUGCUGCCUGGGGGUUUCAUCUUGUAGUUGGGGGUCUCUGAAAUCCUUCACUGGGAUCAUUUUCCUUCAAUAUACGAUUCACUGUUACGUAUCAGUUCUUGUCAGCGCUGUAAGUAAUGUUUGGUUUUUUUAUGUCUCUAGGGAAGUGACAGCGAAUACGAAGUGGAUCAAAACCAACAGAAAACCCAUUCAUUUGUCAACCAUUACAUCAGUGACCCCACGUACUACAAUUCAUGGCGACGCCAGCAGAAAGGAAUCUCUCGGGCUCACGCCUACAAUUACAGCGAGACGGAACCAGAGGACGGCGAACAUUGUAUUAUCCCCAACAACAGCCAGCAUGGCAGCCUGUACAGGCCCAAACCGAGCCGGACUCCCACACCGCAGCAGCCCCCCAGCCUUCCAACCCAGCAGAACCCUAUAUACCGCCCACCGAGCAGCCUCGCACCCACUUCACGCGCUCCAAUUGCUGGGUUUUCCUCUUUUGUUUGA